AUGUUCAAAGAGAAUAUUAUACAAUUGCUUGCAGUCCUCCAUGAAAUUGGUAAGAAUCUGGACCAAAAUGUUCAAACUGAUGUACUGUACUUAGACUUUGCGAAGGCUUUCUAUACCGUAGACCACCAGAUCCUUUUAAAAAAACUUAAACGUUUUGGUGUAGUAGACCGCAUGCAUGAUUGGUUCAAAGAUUAUUUGCAUCAACGAUUCCAACAAGUUGUUGUACACGGUGCAGUCUCCGACUGGGAACAUGUUACUUCGGGCGUUCCGCAAGGAAGUAUUUUGGGGCCUAUGCUAUUUGUAAUAUUCAUAAACGAUUUACCAGACGUUGUGCCAGAUUGUAUCUCUACAGGACUUUACGCAGAUGACACCAAACUGUAUAGGAACGUAUCAACUAUCGGUGACUGUGAGAAAUUACAAGACGCUUUAACAGAACUUAGUUCUUGGAGUUAUCAAAAUAACAUGAACUUUAAUGCGUCAAAGUGCAAAGUUCUGUCCAUAACACGCAAGGUCAAUCCAUUGCAUUUUCAAUACCAUAUGGAUUCUACCAAGUUACUUCGAGUAAACGAAGAAAAAGAUCUCGGGGUAAUCAUUACCGAGAAUUUGUCAUGGGAAUCACAUCUUACCUGCAUUUGUGCGAAAGCUAACAAAUUACUCGGUCUAUUAAAGCGAACAUGUAUUUCAAUUAUUGACAGUAGUGUUCGAAAGACUCUCUAUUUGACGUUGGUUAGGUCCAAGUUAAGUUAUGCGACUGAAGUUUGGUCUCCAGCAAGUUCCUUAUUGAAACAAAAGGCUGAGAAGAUUCAGAGACGUGCUACGAGAUGGAUCUUGCGCGUCAAAGCAGGUGAACUAUCCUACAAAGAGGGACUUCAGCAACUGGAUAUGCUCCCUCUUGCGUACGAUCGCGAGCUAGGUCAAAGACUUAGUAUAUUUUUAUAAGGCUGUGAACGGAUAUAUUGACUUUGAUGUCUCAAAUUUGAUAACUUUGUCAAUCAUGGACGGACACGUAGAGCAUUGAGAUCCAAAUACUUAGAAACUCCGUUGUGUAAAACUUGUACGUACAGUUCGUCGUUUUUUAAUCGUGUUGUCAAAUUAUGGAACAGUGUUUGUGUCUCGAUUGAUCCUUCCAGUUUUACAUCGCCAUCGUCUUUCAAACUAUACCUCAAGAUGAGGUUUUAGAAUAUUCUGGAAACAGUAUCUGAUCCGGACAUGACUUGCACCUGGUCACUUAAACGUGAUUGUGGUUGUCACAAAUAAUAAACUAACUUAACUAAUCAAAUUAAUGUGCAUGCAUAAUAUUAAUAUUUAUUAAGUAAAUAUGUUAUACAGGGUGCCCCAGAGGGGACCAAGGCUGUUGAGAUGCAUGGCGUGUUGCUUGGGAAUUGAAUUGCCUUAGCACUCUGCUGAACCCAUAAGUGCAUAAAAGCUUGACAAAAGUAAAUUUUACGAAUAAAGAAACUGUUUAAGAAGUUGCUUUAAAUUCCAAAGAGCAGAUAAUCGUGAGCUUACAAAGAUAUUUUAACUUCUUCAAUACUCAUAUUAUAUGCAUCAUGUCGAUCAUAUUUACGUAUCUUUGCGUUCAGUUGGUGCUGAGGCGUUCGGAUUCUGGCAGUGCGUUGUUUCAGUGGUUUUGUUUCUUUGGAACACCCUGUACAGUAUACUGUGAAUUAAAAUGUUUAUGUUAGGAAGAGGAGGGGCACCAUGCAAUGGACUUUACGUCCAGUUUGUGACUUGUCCGUUUGAGUACAGCUCUUUAAUUGUAUUUUAGAUGAAUAUUUGUUGAAUUAAUUUGUACUCAAUAAAGUUUAACAAACAAACAAACAUAUUUCAAAAGGGAACAACAAGGAAAGUAAGACCAAGAGCGAUUUAUAUGAUCCAACUUUCCCGGGACGAGAUAUGAGGCAGGAUAGAUCAUAACCAUUUUGUUGAAAUUUUGUUGAGCAACAACAUUCCAGUUUCUUUGAACGCCAUUUUCUAGUAUAUCUAGUGACUCAUCAUCUACCGUCCUUCGACAAAGCAGUAUCAUUUAGAAAGCCUUAGACAGAGAUCGAUAUACCUUAAUUGUGUACAAAAAGGUACAUGCCACAUUGCGAACUUGAAAAAUUGAAGAAUAUUGCACAUCUCCAUCUAUUGGUUGGUUUGACCACAUAACCACUAUCGUGCAGCAGAUGUCGUCAACCAGCAGCUAUCAGAGUGAGAAAAAGUUAAUUAUUUUUAUUAUCUGAAGUAGUCUCGUAUAUGGUGACCACAUAAAUAAAAUUGAAAAAUGCACUUCAAUUAUGUUAAUGCUCCUAUAAGGCUCGACAUUUCUGAGUUUAUUACCAUCAAUCUUAUGGCGCUUACUAAAUCCCCACCAGUUGAAAUUUGCAAUAGUUGAAUUUGCUAUGUUGGAGGAUUUAGAUAUGAUAUGACAUAUUCACAUCUACGUGACCAGAGGUGGAAAUUGUGUCCACCAUAUGGAAAAUCUCUGACCAAUCCGAAACAAGUGCAUUAUAUUUUCUUUUCUUGUAAUUUAAAUUUUAUAUCUGGCUAAGUGCAUUAUAUUUUCCUUUCUUGUAAUUUAAAUUUUAUAUCUGGCUAAGUGCAUUAUAUUUUCCUUUCUUGUAAUUUAAAUUUUAUAUCUAGCUAAGUGCAUUAUAUUUUCUUUACUUGUGAUUUUAAUUUUAUAUCUGGAUUGGUUUCUGAUUAAACAGUUGUUAUGUGUUGAAACCAAAACACGAUAAUCUUAUCCCGAAAAUGCUGAAAACGGUACUUUACCAAUUCUAUAAUUUUUUUUUGGGGGAAGGGGACCAUACGGCCGAACCCCCUAAAAUUGUGUUGUACUGCUAUGCAUAUAUCAUGCAUGCAUGCAUGCAUAUUAUAUUAUGUUUGAAUGGCAAUACAUGCAUAUUAUAUUAUGUUUGAAUGGUCUGCAGAUGGAAGAUCUUGAUAUUUACGCUGCCUUGUACCCAGGCGUCUCUUUGUAAAAAAACAGUGAUGCCCAUAUGACGUGUUUACAUGAAGUAUUGUAGUGGGGAGAGAUGGCGAAGGGGCUGAUGGGAAGAGUGCACUUGAACUGCGAGACGCCUGGCAGUUCUUGGUCGAUUUCUUGCAAAUUUGUACGAUUUCUUGCAAGUUGUGCUAUUUCGUUGUCGUUUACGAUUUUUUGCUACUUGUUUUUGUUGAAUUGACUAAUGUUAAUAUUCUUCUGUCAUCCGGGCGUGAAUUCAUGCUGUUAUUCUUGAUAUAUAUGACAUAUAUUUGCCCUUAAUUAAAGUCCAUGGAAAUUCCAAUAUUAACAUGUCAACAACCGAAGCGUUGAAGAACUAGACUUGCAGGAACUAGAUUUGUAAGCUAUAACUAUAUAAAGGUACAGACUAUAAAAUUGCACUAUUGUAAUAAAUAUUUCAAACUUUACGGCUGUGAACUUUUAUUUACUUGGGCUUUUGUUUACAGUAUACAUUUAAUAGAAAUUGCCAUUGGCAUUGUGAUCGACUGAUUGAGCUUUUAGCUAAAGAAGUUAUUAAUACAAAAGCAACUAUAUGACUUUCUAAUCAUUUCUCUGUUACUGUUUUACGCUAACUGAGCAACUGAUAGCAUUUUAUUAUUCUCGAUGUAAUAUCGAAUGACAUAUUCGAAAUAUUCGCACGGUUAACUUGUCAUGUUAUUUACUCAUAAUUUUUCGCGCAUUUUGCAUGUCAUCGAACAUCUACAAAUGUAUUAUUAUUUGCCAAUGGCGUUCAAUUCAACUUUUCAUCACAAAGUAAGGUUUUACACACAGAGUAUAUGACGAUAUGGUAACUUUUUGUAUAAAAUUCCCUGUUUUCCCGCCAUGACAGUAUACAAGAACUGCCAGGCUCUCCCCAGCACGCACCCUUCCCAACAGCCCCUUCGCGCGUCGGAAGCCUACCUGAAUACUUCAUGUAAGCGCCUGGGUACCAGGCAGAUAUUUACGCAUAUUAUAUUAUGUAUGGAUAGCCUCCGAGUUCAAUACAUUCGCAUAAUUUUAUUCCAAAUUUUAUUUGGAGUUACCAUUGUUAUGUAUUUCAUAAAAAUUCUCAGUGGUUCCUGCAAUUAUUGGAAUUAGGGCAGGGUAAAAUUGCUUCGGCUCCUGAGAUUUUUUGCCCUCCCCCUGCUCCGCCCCUUAUGUAGAAAUCCUCGCUAUACGUACGUUACUGCAUUUUGACGCAGGUUGUUGACAGACAAGACUGGCAAUGAGUCGAUUAUAUACCUUAAAUAGAAUCACAUUAGUACCAUCUAUAUAUACCAGCAAAAACUAGUCGCAACCUAUAAAAGUGACGGCUUACUGCAAACUAGUAAGCCGUCACUUUUGAGUCCAGGCCUUCUCUGUCAUAUUUUGGUGGCAAACUUGCAGCAGGUUGCAGCGAAUAUGUCUUCACUCGUGUGUUUCCUUUGAGAAAAUUUACCGAAUAUCGCCAGCGUAAAGAAAAGGAAAAUUACAUCAAGUGAAGUAUAUUUAGUGAAGCAAACAACACUUACAGUAUAAACAAAAUACCGUAAUUCUACUUCAUUUAAUUUUCUGUUUCGCUUUUGCCCUUUUCUUGUGUGGUUCGCUAUCCAGAAAAUGACGGACAUUCCUGGUUGCAUCGCGUCGGUAUAAGGCAAAUUGAAGAUAUUGUAUCUUGCGUUACCUCCAAAAUUUGUUACUUACCUCCCUCCGCACUUCCUUACCAAUCAAUGGUGUUUUCCAAAUCCCGACGCUAUGAUACAACAAAAUAAUAUGGUAAUGUUACCCAACAUUGAAUGAGAUGAGAUCGAAGUUUGUUACAAUUAUAGAAAUUAGACAUAAUAGAAAUUUUUUUUCGGAAAAUGCUACGAACAAAUAGACCGCUAAAAAAACACGAUCGGAAAUUGUGGCCACAAAUUUGCUCCUAAGAUGGAAAUUAAGCUCCGAAAAUUUUUAUCGAUUUUUACUAGAUUAUAGCCUACUUCGUCUUUUUAUUAAUUUCAUAUGAUCAUUUGGAUUCAUACUAUCUACGGACUAUCAACAUGCCGGUUUGCUCAAGAAAUACUAAUUUUUUCAAUGCGAAAUUGCUGGAAAUUACUUUAAUCGUUAUGAAUUUGGAUCGGGUGAAAGAUUAAUGCAUCGACCUUUGUCAUAUGUUACAUGGAUGUGUGGGAGAUUGCAUUCUCAUCAUUUGUAUGACGUAUAGUAUCCAACAUAAGCUCUGCCUUUAAAUUUAUCAUAUAAGUAAAAUAUUCCACAGAAAAAAUCCAGACAGCCAUAUGUAAUCGCGGCCAUGACUAUAUUUUAUCUCGGGUACGAAAUGAACGUUUUAAUAUUUACUAGUCUUAUUAAUAGAAGUUUUUCCAUAGACUAUAUGAUAGUACUUAUAUUAAUUCAUUUUGUAUUUUAAACAUAGCCUUGUAAACUGACACAUUUUGUUGCUCAUGCAGUAUGCAUGGCUUCACAAUAUCUAUAAAGCUGGUUGAUAGAUCAUUAUUAGGAGCCUUUUUUGAGGUCGAUACAAUUAUUCAUUCUUGAAUGUUCCCUAAUUAUUUCACAUUUUUUUAUUGCGUGUCAGAAAUGUUCGUAACUCAGUACUGUUUUUGUCAUCGGAUUUAUCGGUAUAAAGCAGUUAUAAGCUUCAUACACUUUUUAUAUCGAUAAAUUUUAACCCUUUAAUUAAUUUAAUCCCCUUUCCCUUUUCAUUUUCGAGCAUACUAAGACUGUUAAUCUUUUAUUAUAAUACAGAUAUUAUAAUACAAAUUAUGCAGACAAAAUAUUAGAUGCAUUUGCAUUAAAACAUAUUUUCAAGUAAACGUACCCAUGACUUACUUUUAAUUGAAAAAAAGAUUAUCAAAGUUAGCUUGGCUGCCAUAUUCAAAGUGAUCAUAAUGGCGAACAAGAAGAUGCGAUGACGAAAAUAACACCACUUGAAAAACGUUCUUAUUGUUAUUUUAGAAGGAAUGAAACAAGGACUAAGUGCUGAGGAUAAGUAGAAAAUGAGUUGGAGGCAAAGCAUGCGAAGGUUGAAAGAAUCUUUUAAUCUAAACGUUCUUGGAUGCUCCCAAAUCUUAUGUAAUUCUGUCCAAUUAUGCUUGUACUUUGAGUAGAAAUGUAUACUGAAACAACUAGACAACGAGGCCGAGUGGUCCAUGGCGAAUAGUGAACUCAGGCUUGUAGGCUACGCCAUCGUUGAAUAUUCGCGUCGUUGUCCAAUUGUUAAUUUGUCCAGUGUUACUACAUUUGGAGAAAAGUAAUCGGUUCAAUUCAGCCAACUCCGUUAUAAGUAAUACGUAAUAAACGAUAUACGUUAGAAAUAUAUUUUUUCUUGUGUUUUUCUAAGCAAUAUACUGAGACCCCGGCAGGAAACGACGUUCUAUGCAAGUCCAGGGAGCAAAGCCGUCCUCGGGAUUAGUGCCUAUGUGAUUAAUCUAUCGCCUUGUGAAUUGUAGAAUAUGGUAUAUAGAUAUUUGUUAUCAUUUUUUGGUAUUCGGCAUGGAAACGAAAUGUGUGUUCAAAACGAGGCGCGGGCUAGUUGUUUCGCGGUGUUGUAUAAACUGCUGUAUGAAAUGGACUUGUAUUACAAGAUAUAUUUAUGGCGUUAGAUGAGCUCAUUCAUGGGCGUUAAAUAUACCGGGGGUAUCAAGACAACGAUACGAUGUUGGCUUCCUUUGUGUUUUGCUCAUGAAUCAAUACUAGAUCCUGAGAUCCAGAGUCUUCAGAGAGUUUACUAAUGAGUUUGACAACAUUUGAAUACUUUCAAAACGAAGAGUUAUAUCACUACUACGCGGAAUAAAGCAAUGUUAUUUUGUGUGGAAUUGUCGAUAAAUACGACAUAAAAAUCAAAAGUUACACUACGUGUAACUUUCGUAUAAACAACUACCUCCUCCGCAGGCGCUUAGGGAGCAUUUCGGGCAGGUUCGGAAAAUGCGGGUCACAGGCGAGAGCGCCUGCCGAGUAAUGUUUUCAAGAUGGCGGGUGCUAUAAAUCGAAAUUUUCAUUUUGACUUUACUAAUUACUAUUAUGACUUAAUAUACAACAUACAUACCAGCACUGAUUUAAUAGAUCUAAAUAAUAUUUAGAAAUAGCAUCCAGUGGUCUUGGUAGACUAAAAAGUACUUAUAACAGGCCACCGCUUUUCGAUGCUGAUGGAGACUGUUUUAUAAAGUGUUUAUACAAUGCAAAUACAACAAUAACAACAUCAACGAUAUUACAUGCAUCUACAUAUUUUGCUACUAAGCCUAUGAUAAGCCAUUUCAAAUACUUUAGAUAUGAUUCAAACAUCAGUCUGCAUGAAACAGUAAAAGCACAAUUUGAAAGAUGGAUAUGGUGAAAAACUGAAAAUAUAUUUGCAUAUUAAAAAAUAUACAUUCACAAUGUAUUAAAAUAGAAGUAAUAUAGCGUCUCAUUGUUCGCUUGUUCUUUGUCUUUUGAGUGAUAAUAACACAAUGUCUGCAUGUAGAACUCCAUUACCACAAAAAUCUACAUACCAAGUCCAUUUCAAAAGACGAUAUAUUGAGAGUAUCGACAUCGCUGCCGUCGAACGACCAGCAUAACUUAUGUCAAUAUGUCAUAUGCCCAAAAAUACUGUUUCAUGUUUCAGCGGAUCAAAUUUCUUCAGAAUGUAAUUCGAAACAAAUCAGAAAGCCCAGAAGAUAAAAGACGUCAUGUCGCGGAUGGUGGGAUGUGGAUGAACAGCAGAUCUUGGUGCACUUUAAUUAAACUUAAAUAAUAUUUCUCUGUAUUUUCUGCGUUCUCGUAUAAAUAUGACGCCGGUCGUAUAUCGAUUUCUUUCUUUAUUUGCCGUAUUUCCAUUUGAUAUUUUUGUCAGCAAGUCCAGAAUUAAUCCAGCUUACGUGAGAAAUUAAUUUGAACUAAUGAUGGACGAAAUUUCAAAAAGAUUUUUUUGGAUUCCCGAUUCCUCUGUAUUUUCUGCAUUCUCGUCCAAAUAUGACGCCGGUCGUAUAUCGAUUUCUUUCUUUAUUUGCCGUAUUUCCAUUUGAUUUUUUGUCAGCAAGUCCAGAAUUAACCCAGCUUACGUGAUAAAUUAAUUUGAACUAAUGAUGGACGAAAUUUCAAAGAGAUUUUUUUGGAUUCCCGAUUUUCGACACAUAUUCCCGAUUUUCGACACAUUAUAUGGCAGGCCCUUCGCGCUUCGCUUCAAGUUCUAAAAGUGGCCCGCAAAAAUUUGCACCGCCCGCAAAUGUGCCCGGAAAAAGGGCCUGCGGAGGAGGUAGUAUAAACAAGCAGUGUUUGUGGCUCGUUCUCUAGUUAGAACAUGCAUGUAUUCUUUACAUUUAGUUUAUUGUGUGUCAUUGCUCUUAUCAACUAAUCACCGAACGUUUUCCAAGAUUGGUGAUGGCGCCAAGUAUCUGUAGUUUUUUUAGCUAGGAAAAUAAUUAACUUUUUACAUAUUAAGUAGAUGGCGUAUGAACUGGAAACACAAGCGUACUAGAAAAAAACAUGCAUGCAGGAAUCGUACGGUUACCCGCUAAGUUCGAUUAAUAAAUUGAUGAUUAUAAGCAUGCAUUAAUGGAUCAGGCCGUCAAGUUUAAUUUUGGUCUUCGUGGCACCAGCUACAUUAAAUGCAUAUGACAUGAAACAGCUAUGUUUGGCAGGCACUGAUCAGAAGAAAUGCUCAAAACUGAAACUGAAAUGAAUUAAUCUGCAUUUAUCGCAACAAUAAAGGCACAACAACACUACUUAUGUAUUCAAAGUCCCCCAUUAAUAAAUUAACGAUUAUAAUGAGGCGACAUUAAAUGCAUGACGCUUCAGUAGAAAAACAGGUCAUUAAGCAACUGAACAUACAACUAUAGAAGUAGGUGUUUGAUUUUCCACUGUGAUAAUUCUGGAAAGGGAUUCAAGAUAUAGGUACGUAUUUAGUGAAUAUACUACAGUAGUUGCAUGGAAUAAUGGCUGCAAGUGAAUAAUAGAACUUGAAUUGGAGUUUUCGAGACAAGAAUCCUUCGCUCAAAAUAUUAACGUUCUUGAUAUAUUUUUCAGGUAGCUUUAAACUGCAUGUAACAAUUACAUUGUAUUGUUCUCCGUUAAUUUGCUAACUAUACACUGGGACCACAUACUCAUUAUUUACUGAAAAUGCUAUUUAAAUGCUAUAAUUUUCUCGUUGCUGCUUAACAAGAAAAAAUUUUAUCUUCAUAAUUCUAGAGUAGCUGAUUAACACAUACCAUAUGAUAUUCGGAAAGAUAUUUUUUUCGCAAACGUUGUCGAUCGAGGGAUGCAUGCAUGUAUUACCGUGAAAAAGGCGGACGAGGAUGUUUUAAAAUUUUUGCAGGGGGAUUUUUCCGUGGAUUUUAAAAGACAUUUUGAAUCAAUUUUCGGGAUUCUGAUGCGAUUUAUGGAAUUAUGAAAAGGAUUUUGGAUGAGAUUACAGAAUUUCAGAGGAUAUUAUGGCAAUUUUAAGGAUAGUAAUAGGAAUUUUUCGACAAGUUUUGCCAGAUAUCGGGAUUUUGGAUUGAACAAUUUUUGUGGGAUUUCUCAGGAAGUGCAUGUAUAUACGAGGAUUUUUAAAAUAACACACCCCAGCUCUUUUCGAAGGUGGGCAAACAGGAAAAUAUUAUAGGAAAACUCAAAAGUGCGAACAUUUUUUGGUGAACGCCCUCAAAUCUCCCGAGAUGUUUUAUCUUUUCCAGCUCACCACAUCCUAGUUAGCUUUCUUUUUACCCUGCUCCCUGAUCAUAAUUCGUAAUAUACAGUCCUUAAUUAUAUAGGUUAAUAUGUUAAAUUGAAAACUUUAAUUGACUGUCAUCUUUUUUGCUUUUUGUGCAUUGAUAAUUAAGUUUCCUUAAAGGCAAAGUCCAAUAUGAGCUGGCGAUAAACAUCCUCUAAAAAAUAUGUAUAUAUAAAUACAUAUACGUAUACUUACAGGUGACAUGACGUAAUGGACAUAUUUUGGAGUUAUUUAUGAGCCCGGUUAGCCGUGAUGAGACGUAACAGAGCGAAAACUUGUUUACGAGUUAAUAUAGCGUAGGCCAAAGUCACGAAAGUCAAAUUCAUACUUUCUUGAACACAUCUUUUAUUAAAAACUAUUCUAUCAGCAAGACUAUAACUUCAGAAUGUUUUUGUUAAUCGAAGUUUUUGCAUGUACUAGCCCGCGGUUAUUCGAAUUUGAAUGCUGAAAUUUCAGCCUAGCUUAAGGUGGCUCCAUACACUUUUCAUCAUCGGGGGACUGGUACCUAAUGUUGAGUUUUCGCGCGAAAAUAAAUACAACUUUUUCAGUCUAAAAUCCGAAUCACAAGUCAUGUUUAUUUUGAUGUUUUGAGUCUUCCUUGUUCUCAUUUGUUCUCAAAGAACAAACUUCGUCCUGAUUUUGGCCUGGACACUGAAUAACUAGUCUUUUUAGAAGACAUUUCAAGGUAAAAAAUGCAAUGUUCAACGUUCAAACUCUUGUCAAAACCGGCGAUCGGCCCGACCGACGAAAAGAUUUUUACUCCAAUAUUUGGUGAUUUAUAAGUUCAUAUAUCCAGAGUUUUUUGUACUUACAACUGGUAAAUGUAUUCAAAGUGUUACUAACAGCAAAGGAAUUCAGUGAAACAGCAUCUUGCGCUGGUUCAAACUGUUUUAAAUUGUCAACAACAACAUGAAAACACACAAGUUUAUACGACUGUAAACGAAUAUAAAACUAUGUAGAAAAGCCAAAAAGUUCAUACAUGUCACACAUAUCUUAUACCAAACGACACAAUCACCUGUUUUCUUGGCGUUAUCCCGAGUUAGCAUGCAAAACUAAUGAUAUUUGCAUUUCUAAACAAGAAAACACAACAUAUAUUUGAUAUUUCGACGAGACUAAAAACUUUUUUGUGCGUGUUUUUCUGGAGAUGCGCCUGCGAAAACAUGUACGCGCAUGUCAAUUCAUUGAUCUUGCAGAGCUCGAAAAACUUUCGGCCGAGCGAGUGAGAUACCACAAUAAAACGGUGUAAUUCAAAAUUUUGCACGGUGACAUGUGAUGAAAUUUUGCACAACGAUAACUUCUUUUAAAACAAAUAGAAUAUCAAAAUUUUAAAAAAAAUCUGUAGAUUGGAAAACUCUAAAUCCGCAAUUUUUUAUUCUGGCUUUUCUAAUCUACAGAAUUUUUUUAUUUUCAGGGAUAAGAUUCAGCAUUAAAAGUGAAAGCUAUACAGCAGUUAAAAAUGGGGUGUCACCGGCAAUAUUCGGAAAAUAAAUAAUAAAAACCUGCUUAAAAUAGCAAAAAAUACCAUAUUUGGCGAUACUACUGUUACCAUGGAAACAAUAUUAUGUUCAAGAAUAUUGCAAAUUUUUUCUACCAAAUACUUAAUUUAUACUUGGGAAGGCUUAAAAUUAAUAGAUGAAGUGAUAAAAUUUAUAAAUUGAAAUUUUUACGCAAUAAGGUAUUUAUACUACGGAACUGCAUGGAGCCACCUUAAGUGAAAUGUGGUCCCAGCUAAACGGGCUAGUGGCUCGGUUGUCAUGUGAAGCGAAAUUUUUUUGUACAGGAAAUUAUUCCAAAGCCAUACGCUCCUUAAAACGAACUAGCCCGGCAAACCGGGAUGAUAUAAAAGCCCCGCUUAAAGAGAAACUACGGCAUUUAAAAGCUCAUUAUAGGACCGGCUGACUAAAACUGUAUCAUAACAAUUUUCUAAUGAACUAUACCCUUUUUGUGGUUAAAUUUAGUUAACUAUCAGGAAUCAGCACCAUUCCGAGAGCUGCAUGAACUUUUCCACAAACUAAGUAUAGUUAAUUUUAACUACCUCUUCUUAAAACCAGCUUCACCUUACUUCCUAAAUAUUAAAAAAAGAGCUAUUUAGAAAAGCCGUAAAAUGCAUAGGAAAUUUUCCCGCUUCCGUUCCCGCAUCGUGGCAACGGGUAUAUGGUAUUGUGUCACUUUAUUUCAGAAUUUUUGUGGAUGCCUGUAUAUGUCACUUCCAACUUUUGCAGUAUAGACCAUAGUCUAUCGCGAGAAAAACAAAACGUAUUGGCAGACCUGACUGGAAUGUGCAAAACAAUUGUAUAUGAUUGCAUUUUCUGAGAGAAGGCAUUAAUUUUGGCUUCAUAGCCGAACAUUUGAGAAUUUUGAAUUUUGCCUGUAAACUAUAACCCGUAAGAAAGUUCGCAAAAAUAUGUGUAUAAUAAUUAUAUAAACACUUAAGCGAAUUGUGCAUGGAUUUUUAAAGAUCAUUUUUCAAAGGAUGUUAUGGGAUUUUUGAAGUUAAUAGAAAUUCCAACUUUCUCGUCGAAUUCCAUAAACUCUAGUCAACUUUCAACGUGAGCUCAAUUUCAAUGAGAGUUGAUAAGAGUUUUUGCAUGUUUGCCACUUGUUAUAUUUACUCAACUCUCACGCAACCCUCACGCAACUUUUGUUCUUGUUUAACCAAUCAACUCCCAUCAACUCAUUUCCUCGUAUACCGGGACAUAACUUUCAGAAUGUUGACCGGUCAUCUAUAUUAGCAAAUAUGCAGACAUCGACGAAAAUCGUUAAAAAGAAUAACUUGUAUGUAUAAUAUCCGAAGCAUCUUAAUAACCUGUUUAAUUUACAAACUGCUGGGAUCUCGACAAGCGUGGGCUAGCUCCAUUCUUCAUAUGAACGCAAUAAAAAUUGUUUUUAUUAUAGUAAAAUAUUUGUAAUGAGCAAAUAAGGUUUAAAAAUGAUAAAAACUAAAGCCCCAGUCAAACUAGGAUGAUAUUUGAUGAGAGAGAUGAGAGUUCCAAAUUUCCCUCGCAUUUCACCGCCAAUUUUUAUCAAUUUACAUCAACUUUGCGCUGGCUCAAAGUUUGAUGAGAGUUUUAGCCCGUUUGCUAGUAUUAUCUCACCAACUUUCAUGCAACAUCUCGUUUGACCGAGGCAUGCAUGAGAGUUGACAAACUCGCAUGCAAUUAAACUUUCCCUUCUUUAUUGUCAUCAAUUAUCAUCCGCACUGGACUAGGGGUUAACAUAGAAAACAUUUCAUUUCAACAGGGCAAGUAGAAAGACGUUGGAAGUCAGCAGUCAUGAAUUCUGGUCAUAUACUGUUUGUCUAUCUGUUACUGCUGUGCGCACAGACCUGCAGUUCUCUGCACUCAAGUGCGUUGUUCAAAUUGUCCAUGUCAGGUAAGUGCUGCAAUGAAAUUAAAAUUUAGAAAGAAACCAAAACUAGGUCUCAAUACAGUUAGAAUUGGCGUUCAUAUGUCAGGGAAAGCUACAAAUAUAAAUGAAAAAAUAUCACCAGAAAAUUAGAUUAUAUCUCAGACCUAACCCAAAUUAAUUAGUUAUUGAAGGGCGAUUGGAUCUUGCAUUUAAUUGGUCCACUUAAGACGUUUUUAGAGCCUGUUCAAAAGUGGCGGUGGGGGAGAAGGGAGGGUAGAGCGCAAGAAGGUAAACGUUUUUGAAAUGGAAUGAAGUGAUAAAUGGCUUGGAGUGAAGCCCCAUGCACACAACAUAGUAUAAUUGAUUUCUUUGCAUCUAAGAGUCUGAAGAGACAUUCCUAUGAUAUUUGAACCUAAUUCAAACGCAUGUUUGUUGACGAUAUUGAGGUUAAUAUGUAGCACAGUAGUACAAGGUAUCUGGCCCGAGUGCCUGGUCAAUAGAUUAUGCAUGGUGUGCACAAAAAUUUAAUUUAAUUUUUUACUAUUUCCCAUUUAUGAUAAAAUUAAUCGUAUACGAAGCAGUUUCUAUUAGGCAAACAAUUAAAGAUACGAAAGGACCUCAAAUCAAUACUGGGAAUGAUGCAUGCGAGACACGACAAACAAUCUGGAUUUCGAAUUCAAGGAGCGAUUUUAUCUUCAUGCAUGGAAUGCAAAAAUGCUGGCAUUACUCCUUCCCCCAUCCAACAGCUCCGUUGUCUCUGUCCGGUUUUAAACCGGAACCUAAACUAAACAAACUGUAUUUAGCUGCAUGGAUAACUCUAUCAGAUCUAUAAAAGUCGAUUUUCCAGCUUUAUUGCAUGGAACAUAGGGAGAGCCAUGCGCUGUUCACACUUUGCACACGCGAUUGAGGUGAAUAUCAGAGUUUUCUCCCCAUUUUCCACUUGCAUCUCUGAUAUUUUCUUAAAUUUUUUUGUAGGUUACCGUCUAAGCGGCCAUGUAAUCAGUGAACACAACACACUGAAUUUCUUGGAAUGUUCUUUGUACUGUCUCAGAAAACCUUUUGACUGUAAAUCAAUCAAUUACAAAGCGAGAAAACAUCAACAUCCUUCUACCAACUGUCAGCUCAACAACGCCACGAAAACAAAACAUCCUCAGAAUUUCCAGGCUGAUAAAAACUAUGAUUAUUACGAACCUCUGCAUGGAAAAGGUAUUUUUUACAGAUUUUCUGUAAGCACGGAAAACAAAGUAAUAUAGGCAAGCAAUACAUUUUUAUGUUCGUUCACAAAUAAAACGAAGAUGUUGAUCAUGUAUCAACGAUUUUGCAAUGCAUGCAAACCCUUCGCAAAAUCGCAAGGCGAAAUAAGUCAUUAUUGGCCGAUGGUUCAUUCCAGUAAUUUGAGUGCAUUUUCAACCGUGUUUACCACAUACUAAACUCCGAUUAGGAGGCAAAAUGGAAGUUCUGUUUUCAUUUGCCAGACUAUACAUCAGCAUGUAAACCGGCUAAUGAGAAGAUCGACGAAUUCAAGUAUUAAAAAGUGGUUGAAAUUAAUACAUUGUUUUUAGGUGACCUGUUACUGGUUCUGGCUUAAUUAUGUAUUUCGAUCAGGAAAAAUGAACUACUUUCGAAAGCGUUAUAAAGUAAUUAUAUUGAUAGUGCGAAUAAUACUUAUUGCUCAUAACAUAACAUAACAUAACAUAUACAAAUAUUUCUUCACUCCUUGCCGUAAGCCGUUCCUACUCCCCCUAAGUUUGAGUUUGUUCAAAUUUGCAUGCGCGAGCCGGUAUGCGCAGUGCAAAUUUUUGUGUCGAUUUAUGGCAGGCAUCUCACCAAACUUUUCCCAACCGCUCGAUUCCUCGGGUGAGAUGCCUGCGGAGGAGGCUAGGUACUGUAUGUUAUUUUGCAUUUUGUGCAUGAGCAUUGCUUUAAUGUAAACUAUUUAAUCUGAAAAAUUUCGCAAAAUAUUUUGUAAUGUUCAUUCAACUAAAUUGCUUUUGCCGACAAACUGUUUUUACUUAAAUUAAUCAAAUUGUUGAGUAAUAUUUCAAUUUAGUCUACAAAUUAAUUUGCUAUCCUUUACAAUCUAUAACUAAAUUAAACAUGGUAAUUUAGAAAAUUUAAAGCAUUCAAGAGGAAAGCAAUGGAUGUUUUACGCCAAAAAUUGGAGAAACAGAAUUCAUAAACAUUAGUUAGUCUUUCGAAGGAACGUUGUCCUAUAGUACGAUUUUCCAUUGUAAAUAAUUCUGCUCAUUUCUUCAAACAACGUCGCGUCAAAGCUCAUUGUGUGAAACAAUUUUUCAAAUAUUUUGCCGAUGUCUAGGUAUCACGCUAAAGAUAGUCCAGUCGCGUAAUUCGUUCGAAUCCGUGCUCUACUGUGACUGAGAAAAUUUCUUAUCUGUGUCAAAGUCUUUUUUCAGAUAAAACUAAGAUACCUGCAGGCGUAUCCUGUCAUUUCUUGUAUUUAUAACAACAAAAAAAUUUCGAAAAAUAAAGAAGAAAUACUUCCACUGCUUGUCAAGCACUAUAUUGAAUUAUGUGGCCGUGCCAGAAAAAGCCUGGUGACAAGGUGCUCUAAAGUAUCUGAAAUAGCCUUAACCGCUCAUGAAACGACGAAAACCAUGAAUAAUAGUCACGAGCGUGAAAAUAGGGUGCGCGUGAAAAUAUCUCCGGGUGAAAAUAGUCGAUCGGAGUAAAUAUCCUAUCCCCGGGCUUACGCCCGGAACGGCGCUUUGCGCCGUUGGGUCGGGGACGAAUAUCUGAAAAUAUGUUGCUACCAUUUAUCUUUGUUGAAAAUUGUUAUAGAGAAGCUUAAAAUCCUGCGUGUUCAAAUGUUGAAAGUUUAUUGCAAAAAACUUAAUUUUUGGUUGAGUUGAUAAACAUUGUUUUUUUCUCUUCUUGUUUCUAGCCACUCCGUAUAAUAAAUUGAUAACUUAUUGACUUAACUCGUUCCGUCUGGAGAGUAGCUAGGGUAUUGAUAUCGUUCUUUAUUCGUUUGUAUAAUAUGCAUCUAUAUAUGCUACGGUUCGGCCCAUAUACAAAAGAAAACAGCAUGCACUCGACUAAUAUCCUGCAGUUCAGACAUCGAAAACUGUAAUCCUCUCCGUUAAAUCCGGCCUGGGCGCCUCGUUAUUUAAAUUAACUUUUUUUAAAUCUUGUAGUAGAAAGAGAUUCGUAAUCGGAAACUACGUUUAUGUUGAAUGGAAGCACAUAGGAUGCAGAAUAGCAUACCUACAUGAAAUAAAAUAAUUUAAAAGUAUAGAAUGAUCGUGUCACAAUGACUACCGCUUCACAUCAGCAGUGUUCAGUCACAGAUUGUCUAAUUUGAAAUUCUAAAUAAUAUUUAUGAUGUAAAGCAAAUAUGGGAAAUACAUGUAAAGACAUCAUGAUUGUUUUGUAAUCUAUUUUCACUGGCUGGAGGCAUCUAGUGUGUUGACACUGCAACGUCAUUCACAUUGUAUAAGGUGUUUGUUUCCAGUGAUCAUGGAUUUACAUGGUCUGUGCAUUAUGAAUAUAUAUAUAUAUAUAUAUAUAUAUAUAUAUAUAUAUAUAUAUAUAUAUAUAUUACUAAGAAAUCUAUAAUAGAAGAUUAUGCACGCGUUGAAGAAGCUCAAGAGACCUUCGAAUGAUAUUGUAUCUGUCUGUUGUGGAAUUAUAGUGUCAGUAUUGGAGUAUAUACGCCGGUAGUUUGUACCAACCUGCCCCAAAUACUUAGCGACGAUUUAGAAUAGGUUCGAAAACUCCAAUUGUCUAUAAUAUAGCCUACCUAUUUAAUUACAAUAAUGCGCUAAAUUUAGCUUGCUUUAUUCAAUCGCUCGACUACGUAUGAGAUGUAUAGUUUGCAAGAAAUUUGUGGAGCAAAUAUCUAAUCUGGAAAUGCACUUUACAUGCAUGGUAUUGCCGGAACAGCACGAUUAAAUCAGGGCUAUGAUCUUAUAUCUGAGAAUUUUCAGGAAAAUACAAAAGUGCGAACUGAUCGGCUCGCCAGAUCUAGCUGUUACGGUAAAAUAAGCGGACUGAAAUUGAGAAACCUAGUUUUACCAAUUGUAUUGUCUGAUAGUAAAGUUAACUGACUUUUAAUUAAUGUAUAAGUAGCAGAGUAUAUUUUAAAAUUCAGUGUAAUGUAUAUAACCUGUUAUUCAUGCAGUUCAUUAACUGCAAGAAGUUUUAAUAAACUGAUUAAUAAUAAUAAGUGAAAAACAAUUACAAAACCGUUGAAGAGAGUUCAAUGAUUUUCGAAAAAAUAAGAGAAAUCUAUUGUAAAUAAUUAAUUAAAUUAAUUGUCAGCCUGCUAGUUCGAGAAGUGUCUUUAGUCAAAAAUAUUUCAAUUUUCGAAAAUAGCACUUUAUAAGUAUAGAAGUUUCAAUUCACGUGAGUGUAGAACUACUCCACUGCUAUUCACGAGGAUCUUCUCAAAGAUGUCUCCCUUUCCCAUGCAAGUUAUCGUUUUGACUUGCUUCUUGUAUGGAUAUUUUAACAUUUUAGUAACCGAUCCGUUUUACGCCAACUUCACAAAUCUUGGAGCCAGUGGCCGUUUUGGUCCUACAUCACUUGGUUCUCACUAUGUGGGUAAAGACCAUGAUAACUGUUCAGAAUGGUAUACAGUAUUGGACAGUUCCCCACACUGGUACAUACGAAAUCAAAACAGUUGGUGCAGCUGGAGAGUACGAUACACAUGGAUCAGCAGCGCGAGGUCGGGGUGCUUACAUGAGAGGAGAAUUUGAACUGAACAAAGGAGAUGUGUUGAAAAUAUUGGUUGGACAAGAGGGUGGUAUAAAUUCUGCCAGCCAUUCAUCAGGAGGGGGUGGCGGAACAUUCGUAGCUACGUCAUCGAACACCCCGGUUAUUAUUGCUGGUGGUGGAGGUGGAAUUGAAAGUCUCCAAGCAAGGUUAACACGCUGUGAUGCAAGUACAGGAACAUCUGGAAGAAAAAAUCAGUGUAAAACCAGCUGUACUAUUUGGUCAGGUGGUGUUAACGGAAAAGGUACUUUGGUAGCAGAUACUGACAACUCAGGUGAGCUUUCUUUCAUGCUUAAAUGACCUAAAAUUAUCCUAUUAUUCUAAGGUUAUUCAAGGUGUUAUAAAAUGUUUGCGAUGUUACUCUGAGUGUGCAUCCACGACGGGCUAGCUGAAAAGUUUGCAAGACCACGCGGUGGGAACCCGCGACCUUUAAAGGACUAGACCAAAGCGCUGCCAACUGAGCUACAAGGUCAAGUUGACUCGAGUUGGUAGUAUUUCGGAAAAGAGUCUAGUUUCUUCGACAUCAAUCUAUUCUAAAAUAUGAUGAUAUCUAUCUGUGAUAGUUGACUAGUAUCACAAACGUUACGGGUUCGAUUCUCACCGUAGUAAGACAAACUGUUCAGCUUGCCCGGUGUGGAUGCACACUCAGAGUACCAUAACCAACAUCAUAUUCACUUGAGAACAUGACACGAACAAACACAGAAACCAUCAAGGUUUCGAGGCAUAUUACAGCCACGAACAUCGUAGUUCGGCAAGCUUUCUUCAAUGCAUCAGUGUAUAGCCGUUAGUUAGCUUUUGAUAGUUAUAAUUAAGAUACAUGGUGCUAUUACUGCAAGUAAUUUCAAGGACGGUACAAUGGGCACUAUAUGGUGUUAUUGCAUUAACAUAAUUUUGUGCCAAAACAUCCAUAACAGAAGAGGAUCCCCUGCCAAUUUAAAAAUGACGGGAGGAUAGAUUACAACUUUACUAGUUUGUUAUCCUGGCCUAGCUGAGGCCCUUACUUGACUAGGAUUCGCCUAUUUGAGCCGCGGGGGCCCAAAAAGUUGCGCUACUGUGUUAUUGGAACAUUUGCCCGGCAUAUUCUGUAGUAACACCAAAUAUUUUAAGUUUAUAGCUUACUAGACUUCCAUUUUGUAGUGGUGAUAAUUCUAAAUUGAAAACUGAUCUUUAACACGAUUCUUUUAUUAUGAAUAUUCUUACAAAUGAAAAAUCCACUAAAAAUAUCACUUUUAAUUACAAAAUCAUUAAUUCCCCAGAUAUAUUACAUAUAUAUGUUAGGUAUUUUAUUUAUUUUAUUUUUAUUUUAUUUUACAAGAUUCGCCGCACCAAACAAAUAUUGAACUUAUUCAAAUAUCUACGAGUGCAUUUGCUGGGACUGACCACAGAGAUAAACUCCAAUAACUGGGUUCCGACAAAAAAGACAAUUUACUAUACAUGCACAAAAACAUUAAUUGGCUUUCGCCAAACUGUCAACAACAUGAUCUGAAAGAUAAAUAUUGAAUAGAACUAGUAGAGUGGCAUUUGACGCACACCGAUUUAAAGAUUCUAGGAUUGUCUGGGUUGUAGACGUGUUUGAGAAGGUUAAAGUAGUAUCUAAGUAGUAAACUUUUAAAGGAAGCUGUAGAUCUUGUAGUGUCUCUGAGGAUAUCGGAUAGAAGGUUCCAAACGCUGGGUGCUCUUACGUAAAAACUGUUUUGAAAGCUAACAGUCUUGGAUUUAGGUACAUUUAGUAGAAUACCAUUGUCGGAAUUAGAGUUUCUGGUUCUACAAUUAGAAACCCGUAUUGAGAUAUUUGUAUCAGAGUCAUUAACAACACAGUUGUAGAGAUAAAGUAAAUCUUUCUAGCAGUGGCGUGCUGGCAGGGGGGGGGGGCGGGGGACCACCCCCCCCCCAGCUGGCAAUUCAUGGGGGGGGGGCGCAAAAAUGAAAAGGGGGCGCCGAAUUUUGGAAGUGGGUCGGGAAAAACGCAUUCUCGAAAAAAUAUAGUUGCUUCCGCCAAGAAAAAAUGUGUGUUAUAGGCUAUAAAACAAACUAUAAAAGCGCAUAGGUGACAAAGUUGUAUAUUAAAUCACAAACUAUUUUGCCUAACCGUAUUAGCUUAUUUGCUACUUCACAGCUCACACGAAAUCGUUCAUAUAGAAACAUGAUCAGUGAUCACAGGCAAUGUUUCAUUACCAGAAUAUUGGUCAGGUUUCGAAGCGAUCACGGGAAUUAUGCCAUUUUUUGCUGGUAUUAGGCCCUUAUAUUAUGCCUUUUAUUAUGCUUCACGAAUCACGAAAGCGGCGCAAAUUAGAUAGUUGAAGUUAUGAUAACUGAUGUAAAGUUGUGUACGCAGUUUAGUUGUUUGCGCAAGAAACAUUACUUGAGUAAUGUGAGUAAUGAAAUAAUGCUGAAACACGCCCUUUUGGCAGCCAGGCAAGGAAACCUUAAAAUGCAUAUAUGCGUCGGGUCCGUGUGUUAUUGUAUAAAAGAGCUGUAAGUUGUAAAUGUAUUCAGAACACUAGAUCAGUAGAGAAUAGAAUUGGGAUUAGAUUAAUCGCUGGAAGACUUAGCAUUGCAUAAUUUAAGUACUACUACUAAAAUCUAACCAAAUUGCAAAUUUCGACACGUUAUAAUGCCGUUUCCUGACCAUCAGAUUUCUGUCAAAUCUUUCCCCUAAGUCCAGGAAAUGGCAUUUCAGAGACUCUAAAUUCAAAAAUUUUUCUGGGGGGGCAUGCCCCUGGACCCCCCUAGACAAACCUCGCACAUGCGGCGGUCGGCUCGUGCCUUCUGCCCUCGUUUAUCAAGCGUAACAUUAUAGGGGCGCAUAUUGGUUGACAGCCCAGUGGCCCCUCCAGAAAAAUAUUACGCAGCACGCCACUGCUUUCAAGAAACUCGAGCCAAUAGCAGAUUGGAAGAAUACCGAUAGACUGGAGACGGUCUUUGUACAAAACGUCUGAUCUAUAAGGGAGGGAAAGGAUUAAUUUGGUGGUACGGUGUUGGACGCUUCCAUUGUAGCGAUGUUAGUUACUGUUUGGGGUGCCCACACUUGACUGGCAUACCCCAAUUUGCUUCUAACCAAAGACAGAUAAAGAAUCUUGCGGGCUUGGAUGUUGUUGAUGUCAGAGGCUGAUCGUCGGAUGAAGCCAAGCAUCAUGUUUGCCUUUAAUACCGUGCCAUGAACUUGCUUGUUCCAUUUCAGGUCGUUGGAAAUAAUGAUCCCGAGAUCUUUCUGGGUAAUUAAUAACUUAAGCGAAGUAUCAAUAAGCUGAUAUUCUGCAAUGAUUGGUUGACGACUUCUAGUAAUGCUAAGAACCCCGCACUUGGAUUGAUUCAAGUCCAUCCUCCAAUCGUUGCACCAUGUCACAAGUUUAUUUAGAUCAUUUUGCAGACUUUCGCAGUCAGCUAACUUGUUCACGGGACGGUAACACCUCGUGUCGUCGGCGAACAUAGCCACAGACGAUUGGGUUGAAAUUAAAUCAGGAAGACCGUUCACAAAUACCAGAAACAGUAGGGGUCCUAAAAUUGAACCUUGGGGAAACUCCAGAUAGAACAGGGAGUGUAUGGGACGACUCACCGAGAACUGUUACUCUUUGGUAGCGUCCUGAGAGGUAGUCUUUGAACCAUAGCAGAAGAUCACCUUAUAUUCCAAACCUCUGGAGUUUAACUAACAGAAGGUUAUGGCUGACCUUAUCAAAUGCUUUUGCGAAGUCCAGGUAAACCGAGUCGACUUGGCUUCGGUUUUCUAACGACUUAUUUAUAUCAUGAAGAACGCGCAGAAGCUGAGAGGUGGUAGACUUGCCUUCGAGAAAACCAAAUUGUAGAUGGUGAAGUUGACUGGAGACAUGAUAUAUAAGUUGGUUAUAGACGCAACGUUCAAAAACUUUAAAGACCAAAGACAAGAGAAAUAUUGGUCUGUAAUUUGAUACUUUGUUAGCAGGGCCUUUCUUGGGAAUUGGAAUUAUGUUUGAAAGUUUCCACUCGCACGGUAGUUUACCUAUGGACAAGCUUUUGUUGAAUAAGUCACAUAAAGACGAACAAACGCUCGAUGUACAGAUCUUCAACAAUUUGGCAGGAAUUUUCUCCGGUCCAGUCGCUUUGUUUUCAUCAAGAGCUGCAAGAACGUAGUAGACCUCCUCGGAUGUUAGCGUGAUGUUGGAGAUUGCAUCCGAUUUAGUGAUGGAGUCGUCUUUCGAGUUGGAAAGUGUAUGUUCAUCAUUAUUACUAUGAGAAGGUUGGAAAACGAAGCAGAAAUAGCGAUUUAGUAGAUUGGCGAUGUCGGCUGGGUUGUUGGCUGUAUAGGUUACUCCAUCAUGAUCAGACCAAGUCAUUUUGUUGGGAACGCUUGAGGUCUUAUGAACGGACUUAAACACUGACCAAAACUUCUUGCUACUUGACUUCAAUAAGGCGGUCAUGGAUUCAAAAGACUGUUUCUGUUUGUUGGUGAUGACGUAUUUUGUUACUCGUCGUAACUCUCGAUACUUUUCCCAAAGCUUGGAGCACAACCUACGCUUAGCAUUUCGUCGGAACCAGUUUUCUUUGAUUGAGUACAUGUUUUACUUCACCGUCAAACCAGGGGGGAGUGCCACGUCUUUUAAAUGACUUUUGUGGAAUGUGUUAGCAGCCGCACCGAGAAUAAGCCUUUCCAUUGUAGCAAAUCACUGAAAUCAGCAUUGAUAUUGUCAGAGGUGGUGUCAGGGGAAAGAUCAAGAUGGUUUAGUGACUCAUGCAGAGAAUCCCAGUCAGGGAGGUGAAAGUCGAAUACAGUUCUUUUGUCGUAUCCAGUUGACUUUAAAUUAUGUAAAAUGUCAAAGAAUAAAAGAUGGUGGUCAUUCGAGAUAUCUAUUGUAGGUGGUGAGAUGCACGAAAGGUUGACAAUGUUUUCAGGAGUAGUUGUUAAGACAAGGUCUAGAAUAUUGUUCAAUCUGGAAUAUUGUUCAAUAUUACGUAUGUUAUUAUUCAAUAAAUAUUGUUCAAUCUAUUGUUCAAUCUUUAUCAAUUUAGAAUAUUGUUCAAUAUUACGUAUAUUAUUAUACGUAAUAUAAUCUUAAAUUUAAGGUAAAAUUCAACAACAAACGCUUCCCAAAUCGAUUUAAAAUAUUAUUAGAGACCUUAAUAUAUAUAUUAUAAAAUUUCAUACUUGGACUGCUACGAGGCCUUGUAGUCGUUGCAGCAUGAAAUUUAUACCGGCGCCAAACGUCAACUUGAAACGCGAAAUCUUGAUUUACUGCUUUGGGGAAUGCAUGACUAGUCGUUAAUUUGCUUUCUUAAAUCAUUGCUAAUUACCACCAGACUUAGUUUAAUAAUUGUUUAAUAUCUUUCAAAACUGAUGAAAAGCGGUUACAAUAUACUUGUAAAAUCAAAAACUUCGUUAGCGGUUUGAGGUUUGCCGUAAACGUCAAGCUUAAGGACUCUAUUUAUAAAACUGUAACCUGCCUUUAUCGAUAGACCAGCUUUUAAAGCAAUAUUCAUGGCAAUCCGCAGUGAGGAUGACCACCCACACAAAAAACGCACGGUAUCCCACGCCCGCAAUCAUUGAUAAAUUUAGACUUUGCUAAUGCUUAGCAGCUGAACCAUAGAUAUAGGAGACCUAGAUUGCUGACUCGGCUGAAGAGGCGCGCCAAAUUUGAAAAUCCAAGAUAGAGCCCAACCGGUCAAAAAUCAUAGAGCGACAUAGGGAAAGUACAGUUAUCGAUAGUUUUCUUAACUUUUGUGUCUUAAAUUCGGUAUUCGACAGUUUUUCAAGAAAUGUUCACACGCCUUCCCGGUUUAAAUGAUAAUUUUUAAUUUAAAUUAUGUUUCUUUUUAUAUCUUAAAUGUUUGAAAACUUUUUAUUAAUGUCUUAACUACAAGUCUAGUUUUGUUUCAAUUAUCUUAAAUAAUCCCCGAGCUGGGCGUUAGCCCGGGGCGAGGGUACUAAUUUCGCUCGUCUAUAUACACCCGGGGAAAGAAACGCAUUAGCGAAGUCUAAAGUUCCUCAAUGAUCGCGGGCGCGUGAAAAUGGUUCAUUUUAUGAUUAUAUUUUUUGCACUUAUGCAGGUACGGGCAUGCGAUUAGAAUGCUUUGUCAAUAAAAUUAAUCGUUCUGUUUAGAAGAAAAUAUAAAGUUCCGUUUAGAAAACCAAUUAAAAUAUAAUUAGAAAAUUUUAAUAUGCAAACUUUCAUUGAAACUCGCUCACCAAAAAUAUUUUUAUUAUGACGCUACAUACUUAUAGGUGGUGGUGGAUUCUAUAGCAAUGGACGCAGCAGUAAACACUUUGGUGGAGCUUAUGGAGAUGGAGGAGAAGGAGGAAGAGGAUUUGUUCAAGGUGGAGCAGGUGGUCGUGCGAGGCUAUAUAAUGUUGUCGGAGGAUUUGGGGGAGGUGGCGGUGCGUACGGAGCUGGAGGAGGCGCCGGAGGAGGAGGAGGAUAUUCUGGAGGAGCAUCCGGUGAUACUAACCAGGGUUCAUGUGGAGGAGGAGGCGGAUCUUUCAAUAGUGGGAAGAAUCAACUGAAAAUUGAAGGAUUUCUUGGCCGUGGCCAUGGUUAUGUCGAAAUAAAACUUUCGGCUUAAAAUUACAUGACGCAUCUUGCAAUGCACAUUUUAAUGUUACCAUAUAUGGUCAUCUUUUCAUUAUAUUCUUCGUCUUGUUUAAUCUAAUUAUGUAAGUAGUUGAUAAUUCAAGAACAUCUUGAUUAUUCUUUCAAUAGAGAUUCGUUGUGUUCAGCAAAAUUAAAGGUAUACAUUAUAUCCAAUGUUUUGUUUUAAUUUUUUUUCUCAGAUAUGUUUCAGAAUUUGCAUAGAGGAUUUUGUAUAGUUAUGCGUCUAUACAAGAGUAAAGCAAUAAUUUUAUCAAAAGUUCUGAAUGGUAAAAAUACGCGUUGCGAGUAGUGGUGAACAGGGAUAAGCAAUAGUGAACAAUGUAUACAAAUAUAUAUACUUGUGGAUGCACAGGGGCUAACAACAGAAAAAUGAUCGUAUACGCUGAAAUGGGAAAUAGCGCUUCUUUCAUGUUGAUUGCGCGGUGAUUCAAGGUUAUGUUCAGUUGAUAUGAGAUCUUAUGCGAAAUUGUUAGUUCAUUGAAUAAUCAACCUGGUCAUUUUCUAUGGGGACUUUACCAAUUAUCCCUGUCGUUGUUUAGAUUAUUCUUUUUUGUAAAGAACCGACUUAAAAUCGGGAAGGUUGUUUAAAUUGCCAUUCGGUAUUCAAAUUAAUAUUGUUGUUUCGCUUUUUUGAUUGGCUAAUGUGCAUUGCGAAACGAGUUCUCGUAUAAGUAAAUUUAUUCAGAAAAUGCAUGUUCUUAUUUUCAGAAAUUAAUUACUUAUUUUAAUUUCAUUAUCACUUAAAACAAGAAAAAUUUUACUUGUCCGUUUGGUGAGAAUGUUUUUAGUAAUUCAUGCACUUACCAAGAACAGGUUAAAAUUCUUAACAAGAAUAUUUUCAUCGGUAAUGUCUAAAGAAACCUACAGGUUGCUUCUGAAAUGAAUAGUUUUGUGCAGGAUCAUACUUUGCGUACAUACAGUAUAUACACUGUAUGCUAUUGUUUUAUUUUAUGGAUUGGGAACAGCGACAAACAGAGCCGUAUACACAGGAUUUUCGCAACGGGAACAGUAACCUAUACUGAAAUAAGAACCCCAAUGUGAAUGCAUUCAUUAUGUCAAACCCCAAUGUCAAUGCCAUAUCAGUUAGACGUAUUAAGGUUUUGUGGCUGUCUCAUAUGCAUACAGAAUCAUUACAGAAUCAUACAUUCUGAUUCACACGAUUAUAACCGCGAUUUGGCUUAAUAAUUUAUUAUAACAUAAAAUUAGUAAGUUAAAUUCCUCCCCUCUCCCCCCCCCCCCCCUCCCAUCCCCCGCUUUUUUCGUACCGCCAUGGCAACAAAUAACCAUAAUCAGAUUAAAGAAACAACGAUUCUUAAUACUCGGAUUAUAAAAUGGCCACCAGCAAGAACUGCAUUGUUGCAAGUGCACCGAUCUGUUAGUUAUUAAAACUUUCCUCCAGGUACAAUCCAAUUAAUUUUGAUGCGUGUGCCGAACAAUUAAAAUUGAAGUUAAAUAAAAUUUAUUCAUGUAAAAAUUCUUACAAUAUAUUUAUACUUUACGUUUUCUAUACUUGUAAGGAUGAUUAUCUUGUUUGAUAAGGAUGAUUAUUUCGUUUUAUUUUUAACAUUCCACAUCUCGUGCAAUAUCAUUAACAUUCAAAUCCUAUCUGCAUAGACAGGCAGUUUCUCUUCAUUCAACAGGAAUAAGGAAUUAUGAAUAUUCUCAUGAUUUGGCGUGCUCAUGCAAUUGAGUUAUCGCGCAUGGACACGGAAAGAUGGGAAGUGUUGGUCUAUGCACUAUCUCAGAACACCUCUAUAGUGAUUGAAUGCUCUCCCAAUUUCAUGUCUGUUCAAUAACUCGACAUGACGGGGCCAAGUCUGUAUGAAAAAAUUGCUCUAUAAAAUUUUAAUAUCCAAAUGCAAAUAUUUCUGAUGAAAUUUUAUUUUCUGCUAACGUAAUAAAAGCUUUUUGAUUGGUCAAUCAACUUGAAAUCAACUGAUCGGAAAUUGGCAGCUUGCCACGAAUCAAGCUCGAAUAAAGUUAACGCUUAAAAUAAUUGAAUUUUAUUGACAAGGUUUUAGCUUCCUGGCAAUUAAGGGUCCUAAUUUUGAAUUUGUUUCAAUAUCUGCUGCGGUUAUGCAGUUUAAUCUAUCAUUAUGCACUGAACUACUCACUGUGUUGUGCUCUGUGACUCUGUUUAUAUCUUGGUUUGUUUGGCAUGGUAUUAUAGCUAUCGUGGAAAUUUGGUGAAAAAAUUAAAUUAGUUAUCUGCCAUGCAGACGAAAAUGGCCGAGGGUUUUUAUUGAGCAAGUUAUGUUUUAAUGAUUAGAAAAACGAAAAAUUUGUAGUAAUUCUCGAGAAAAUCUGGCGAAAAAGGGAUAAAAUACUCUAUAUUAUAUCACUGUAUAAAAUCAUUUUACCAAAGAAUGACAGAAAAAAUGAAUAAAAAAGGAAGCUAAAAUAGGAUAAUUUCAUGACAUUAAACAGGAGAAGGAGGGGGAUGAAUGUGAUUUUAUAUGUUAGCAGAAUUGGAAAUCGGAAUUGCAAUUGGAUUUCAUAACUUAUGGCGGCAAAGAAACGUUUUACCCGCACAUAGGCGCUCCGCGCUUAUAAUAGCGGCAAAUUCUUAUCACCAUAUGCAUGCAGCAUAAUAUGCAUGGCCAUGAACGAAAAGAGAUGAAAUCUCUAUGCACGCAUGUAUUCAACGACAAAGGAUGCAUCUAUUUUUCAAUUAGUGAAAUUCGUAAACAUGAUUUACUAAAAUAUUAUAUGUGCUUCAAUCUCAAUGUAAUAAUAUGCUAAAAUUUAGAUCAUAUAAUGGUGCACAGACCCGUAUCGCAUGAGCUUCUCCAUGGCAUCUGGAAUAAGACUCAAAAUAAUUCGCUGCUCAGUAAAUGAAAUAAUGGACACCGUGGUUUCUUUUAUUAUGCAUACAUCCUUACUUGUUAAUAUGGUUCUACUGUUAGGUGCGACUACUGAAAAAUUAUACUAAUAAUAAUUGUAGCAUUAUCGAAACCGUUUUUAGAACUAAUUGCUUGACUUGCUUUGGUUUCACUGUUGUUUUCUUUCUACUUUCCAUUGUUUCCUUGUCCUUUUCGGCAUUGUUUCCGUGCUUUUUUCUCUUUCUUUCUUGGCUUUUCGGUGUUUUUUUUGGGUGGUUCCAAUGUUGGCGGUGGAGGAGGUCCCGGUAUGCCAACGAAAUGGAUAACACAUCUCUUUGGAGGUUCUUUUGUGCACAUUAAAGGCAUGGUGCCACACGAGCAGUCAGAUGGCCCUGUGCAUGGUUGUUCGAACGUACAUCUGUCACUCUUGAGACAAGAAUGAAAAUAGGACAAUAUUAUUGUCAGGCUAUACUACUAACUUAAAAUCACAAGACUGACGAGAUCCUUUCUUCUUCCUGGUAAUAGAUUCAAAUAGUUUUCAAAAACGAGUUCCUUCGAAAUUUCAAACACAAGUUCCUUUAAUCAAAAUCUUUAAAGAUUCACUAAACCAAAAGGUUGCAACAAGGAUGAAAACAAUGAAUAACAUUUUGUUUAUUUCUUAUAUUUUAACGAGAUAUCUCUCUUUCUGGUAUUCAUCCUAUAAAAAGCAUGCAUGCAACGUCAGUCUUAGAUAUUUAAAGAUUGUUACAUACCAUGGCAUGGCCAAGUCCGAAUCGCCACUGCUGUGGCAGACAUGUUACCGGAUGUAAAAUAUACACCACCACAAAACAUACGAAAUAAAAUUUGCUUAGCUUCAUAACUGUUUUGCACAAGAAGAUUAAGUUUCAUCUAUAUACACGCUUUGAGAUGUCCGUCUUUUAUAACUGAAAUUUUUAAUAUUUGCCCCAAUUAUACUUAAUAAAUUGAUACAAAUAAUCCUUUUUUCAUUAAUACUGAAACAAAUGCAUGAAUAUAUACCCGGGAUGUCUGAAGCGAUUAAACAUAUUUUUAUAAACCGACAAAAAAGUAUCUUUAAUUACAACAAUUAUAUCAGUGUUAUUUAAAUUUAUAUUUACAAUAUUUAAUUUUGUGGACUUGCCGCGGAAAAUAAAUUCACCGGAAAUUUUCUUGGACCCUUGUGAUUAUGACCAAUGAUAAAUUAACCAAGAAAAAUGACAAUUUUCAUUGCAUAUUUCCUCAAAUCUGCAUGUGUUUGGACAACCAAACAGUGUCCUUUAAUUAAAACAAUAUAAAAAUUAUAUUUACACAGCACUUUAAAUACGCUAUAAAAUUAAUUUUAAAAUUGAUUGCAUGAUAUGGCAAUGCUUUUAAUUGGAAAAUGUAUAGUAGAAAAUGUAUUGGAAUAUAUAUAUAUAUAUAUAUAUAUAUAUAUAUAUAUAUAUAUAUAUAUAUAUAUAUAUAUAUAUAUAUAUAUAUAUAUAUAUAUAUAUAUGUAUAUAUAUAUAUAUAUAUAUAUAUAUAUAUAUAUAUAUAUAUAUAUAUAUAUAUAUAUAUAUAUAUAUAUAUAUAUAUAUAUAUAUAUAUCAGCCGGUAUAUAUCAGCCGGCCGCGGUGACCGGCUUUUCUGAAAUAAUUUCAUAAACUUUCAUUAUUCAAAAUUAUGAAAUGGAUAAAAUGUUUUCGCCCCGUUAAGUCCAUUUAAUUAUGUAAUAACAACAGUCGGGUAGGGAUAAAACGCGCGUCGGAUGUAUACGGACGGCAAAGAUGGGGGAUAAAACGCGGAUGAGGGGAUAAAACACGGAUGGGGGGAUAAAACACGGAUGGGCGGAUAAAACACGCAUCGGGGGAUAAACGUACCUGUGCGCGCAUUCAAUAAGUACGAAUUUUCGAGUACCUGUUGAACUGAGGAAGAUAAGGUAAUGAUUCACUUUAUUUACUUGAUACUUUUGAGAAUACAUAAUUUAGCGAGGAAGCUCGAGAAACAAGACACUCCACACAGAUUAGUUGCUUGUACUAUAGGAGCGUUUGAACCUAGCUUUUGCGUGUCUGGUUAACACCCGCUGUUUAUGCGGUAAAGAGAAAGCACUUUUAUGACGUUAUAUUUUCACACUUAUGUCGCUCUGCAAUAAAUUAUACGCCAUAACACGCCAGCAAAUUACAAGACGAAUACGGGUUUAUCAUUUGUGUUUAAAUUUUUUCUUAUAUAAUUAUUUUUUCAAAACUUUAAUGUUUACCACCGUACAAGCGAAUAAGAAUAUCAAAUACAUGUCAACACAAAAUCAGUAACGAAUUACUGGCAAUUUCAACUUGUAAACAUGGAAACGUUUUGCAGCCAUUAUUCAUAUGGUACAAUGCAUACACGCACGGAAAACUUAAAUGCUUCCAUUAAUUGGUGAUUCCAGCUAUGGACGAAAUUUUGAUACAAACAAGAAGAAUGAAAUCCAACACCGCACCUGGAAAGAGCAUCUUAUAAUGAGUAAAAGUGCAAAUUUUGUUUGCAAAAUGUUGUAAAAUGAAGAAAAUAUAGCCCUGCAUGUGAAGUUCGCAAAUUUUGUAUUUACGUGCAGUAAAAAUAACCACUUUCCGCUCAAAAAUGGUUAUUUUUGCCGCGCAUAAUAAAAGUUGCAAUUUGUAAAAUUAUUAGGUAUAUAAUUCUAAUUCCGCCAGGCCAUCGUUCUAUGUGCCAUCGACUAAUCAUGAGGGUUAUAUUCAUGAGCGAAGCCAACUGCGUCCAAAUAAACGUGUUUUUGUCCACACAUUUGAUUUAAUGUGUCGCGAACUUGCUUUGCAAACUUGAGCCCAAUUAUAUCAAAUCCUUUUCACUCCCUUUUUACGUGAAUGAAUGUAUUUGAAUCCAUUUGCUUUAAGAACGAGUUUAACUGUCUCAUCUGAAAGAUCUGUUGGUUAUACGCCAGCAAAAACUUUGAGUCGUUUCGUUUUAAAGUACCCGAAUUAGAAAUUUCUAAGCUCUUUAUUGAAAGUUUUAUAUAAAUGUCUAACAUUAUAUUAUCAGAAAUAUAUAAUAUCCAUAGGAACGGCGAAACCGAUCAAUCACCUACUUGUCUUUAUCUCUAAUGCCAUGCAGCUUUUAGCUAUACAUCCCUCAAACAACCACUUCCCUUUUUGUCACACACCUCCCACCCCCCAACUACUUUGACUACCACCCCCCCCCUAGAUACACAUUGAUAAAGAAAAAAUAGCUAAUUAACAAAAUAAUGUUAGCAGCACGUGUGAUGAGUUUACAUUUUCGCGAAACACGAGAGAUUUUGUGGGUGAGAUCAUUUAUAAGAAUAUGGGUUACGACAAAAAAGCCACACCUUACUCUGUGCGAAAAACGGUUCCGUUGACGUGUGAAACUUAGUAUGCGAACCCUGCGGACAUAAAUUAAAAGCGGGAAUUGCCUAUUCUUACGCGUGUACCGAUGUGCUUUUUAUUACAGAUUCAUAAACUAUCGUGUUAAAUAUUACAGAUUCAGUAUAUCGUUUAUUACAGAUUCAGAAUCUAUCGUUGCUUAAACUUGUUAGUUAUCUAGGUUAUUACUUAUAAAGUUUAUAAUGCAGUUAGUAUAGGUAAAUAUUAUCUUGAGUCCAUGACUUGAUUUUUUAUAUUCUUUUAUAUUCAAUAUAUCAUAUAGGAUGUAUAGACGUAGUAGGUAAGGGCUGUCCAAUUUGUCCAAAUUAUAAAUCUAUUACAGCAAAUUAUAUAUUAGAAGCAUCGAAUUUUAUGCUUUCAGAAUCAGUUAAUAAGUUUAUAUACUGUAUAUUGCUAUUUGAUAAAACCAUAUUUUAGUAUUUAUUCAAUUUACCUUGUAGAAUGUGUGAAAACUUUAAAUUUUACCCGAAGGCAAUUUGAACAGGUUUUGCAACUCUGCACUUUCGUUCUACACUGAAUCUAGUCGCGAUCAAAGCCUCCGGACUUUUGUAAACAUCGGAGUUUUUGAUAGCUCCACGAAACUUUUUUGUAUUUCCUUAUCGCCCCAUGCAGAGAGAAGUGCGAGACACUCUUUUUCUGACCAAAUUUCUCCCUUUUUAGCAACCAUUUCUUUAUUUAUACCAACGUAAACUGAUAAUAAAAUUGGCACGAAAGCUCGUAUUCUAGCCUGCGAAUUACAAUCGCCUGAUUUUUUGCCGAGACAAAAAAGGCCCGAGAACGAAUUUCGAUCGAUCUCCAGCAUCUUUUACGUUCGCAUUCAGAAAAAGGCAGGAUCGACCUCAAUCAGAUCGAUCCGACUGGACUAGAUCGAUCUGAGAUUGAUCUCAGUUUUUUCCUUACCAUUCAGACUAGGACCGCUUUAUUGAAGAUCGAUCUGAGAUCGAUCCAAAAGUGCAGUGUAAACGCGACCUUAGUAUUCUGAGUAUUUUAAAAUGUUUUGCGAAGCGUUAAUUUGUUGUUUAAUUUAAAAUUUGAAGAAUUGUGCAUGCGAUUGUGCUACCUUGUUACGUAAAAUUAUGUAGGUUUAAGAAUUAGUUUAUAGUGGGGGUAUGGUAACUGGACGACGCAAAGACCACAAGUCACCUUUGCUUCCAAAAAAGUUCUUCCAUUUAUGUAUACUGUAAUUUGCUAACAACCCAAACAGAAAGCAACAAUUGGGUGCCAUGCAGUAGCCUGCUUGCAGUCUGAAAUUACAAUUCAGUCUGAGAAAGCUAGAUGCCAGCAGUAAACAUUCCAAAUAUUCAUAUCAGCAUAUACUCGACCUAUGGUCUAUCAAAUUCCUACGCAUGUCUUUCUGUCACUCUGGAGCUACCGUAAAUUUACAUGUAUGUAAUCUUUGCAACCCUAGCCAGACAAACUCCACUAGUUAUGUCAAUAUACUUCUUUGUGUGUUUCAUAGAUCCUAUUGGGAAUAUUGAAUACAGGGUUUUGAAGUUCUCCGAAUAUGAAUAAUGCAUGAUGGUAGAAAUAUGAAUACUAAGAGUAGGACUAGGAAUAUAUUCGAAAUCAAAAUGGGAAUGAAUCAGAAUAUCAACCCCCUUCCAAGUUUAGGAUUUUUGAGAAAGGAAAAUGAAAUUGAAAGUUAGGAAUAUUAAAUUGUAAGGAAAAACUUCCUUCCCACUCCCAACGCUUGGAUAAAAUUAGCAACGUUCAUUUAUGAAUCAACUUCUACAUAUGAGGCAGAGGGCCAUCAAUUUUAUUAUUUACCAUUGGCAAAUCUAAUUAAAUCAAUUAAAAGACAAUAUAGCCAAAACAUAAUUAGAUGUCAUCUUUUUAUCUUGUUUUGUCAGUCGUGUAUGUACAAUCAUAUCUAUUUUUUUAGUAAUGCACCUGUUUGCUUAAAAACACAGGUAUCAGUGCCAGCUGCUAGCCAUGGCAACAGGUCGACCUGUGAAUUUUUUUAAAGAUUUGCAUUAUUCAAACCGCAGAUUUAUUAGCUUAGCAUCACCUGUUGCCAUGGCUAACUGAUUUUUAGCGGAGCAGGGGAAGACCCUUGCAAUCUCCAAGGUCAUUAAAAGAGGGCCCGCCCUUGAAUUCCAUUUCCUAAGCACCAGUUAAAGUAGCACUAUCAAAACUAGAUUAUCACCACGUAUAUAUAUAUAUACUCAUUAUUAUAUACACAAGGUCUGGAUAUGAGGUAUUCUGCAAUCUGAUUGGUUCUCUACUAGCUGGAUAUUAGCUCAUAUCCUACUAGUAGAGAAAAACAAAAUGGCGGCUCAAACUGAAUUUCCGAUUUUUGCGAACGAGAAAAAAGCAAGUUGUUCGCUUUUAUAGCCUUAGCAGGAGUAAAAACACAAUGAAAAAACUCGCACAAAUUGUUUACAGGUCAACAAAUGAAUUUUUAAUAUUUAAAAUGGUUAAAAAUAUAUAUUUUUGAAGAAAUAAUCCGCCGAAAGACGGCGAAGAAAAAAACAUAAACAAAAUAGAAAAAUAUUGAAAAUAUCCGAAAAGCAAAGUCGGUGAAUUCAGACCUUGUGUAUAUAAUAAAACAGUUAUUCCACUCACUCUCGUCGAAUAUGAGCGAUAGCCGAUUCGGCUAUCAACUCAUAUUCGACUCGAGUUCGUAGAAUAACUGUUAAUUAUUGCAAAGCUUUCCAUCUGUGAGCCCAUAUAAUUUGUUCAUACUAGAAUUGACAAUUUCUUUCUUGAAAUAAGAUCUAAAUCAGGUGUUUUAAAACGAAUCUUGUCUUUUCAAAUAUUGAUAAGAAUAUUGCAAAUAUCGUUUCUAUGUCAUAUGAUAUGCAUGAUUAGAAAUACGUAUAUAUGUGGGGAUCAAAAUAUUUUUCAGUAUUUUAUAUUCAUUGCGUUGUUACGGGGUCUAUUUUAUCUUGAAAUCAAAAUAAAAACUAGGACACAACCUUGACAGUUGAAAAGAUGAUGUUUGGUCGAGUUGUGUGCAGAUUAAAGGCGCCACUCUGAUGCUAGAAUGUUACGAGAGAGUUGUAAAAGAGCUUUGGCUCUACUUUUAGUAAGUUUUUAUGGUGCUAGUUUUUCUAGAUUAUAAUAAACUUAUUAGGGCCAGCAUUUUUGUCAAUAUUUAAUUUCAGUUAAAUAUCUUCAAGCGCUAGCAUCAAGCCCAGAUCAAACGAGAAUAUUGAUGAGACUAAUAGUCACGCAUUUUGUUACUGAGGACAUUUCAAGCUGUAGAUUGAAAAAAUAAAGGUUUAAUUUAGUGAGUUUUCCAACUGUAUUGUCAAAGCACAACUGUCUCUCAAAGAGUGGAAGUUCAAUCUGUGAAUCCCUUGAGUGUCAUUGCUGCUUUUGAAUAGUUGGAGGGUGAGUAGUCACGUAGUAAGGUGCGAGACUAAUCCUCCAGCUAUUUAAAAGCACCACUGACACUCAAGGGAAGCUGAAAUUGAACCUGCACUCUUUGAGUGUGAGUGAGCUUUUAGAAUACAAGCAGGCGUUAAGGGUGGAACAGCUUACCAGGGACAAGGUCGCGCGACUGACAAUUCUCCUUUGAUCCGCGGGCUUACGUUUAAACACAUUUUUGGCAUUUUGCGAGAGCUUUUUGUUCACAUCUUCCAACGGCGAAUUAUCACAGCACAAUGGUCUUUGAAUACUUAUCUUUUGUAGUUGAUUCUCCCCACCUAGCACCUCGGCAUCUACAGCUGUUUUCAAAUAUACAUCCCUGCUCAUAGAUUGUAAACUCCGGUGUUUUGUAUCGUAAGUAACGGUUUUUGCAUUUCAAGUAACGGUUGCUUCAUCUUUCAUUUUCAGGUGAUACAGUUUCAGAGGCUAUCUGCAACAGGUGAGUAGUUUCUUUUACAACAUAACUGUUUGUGUCAUGGUAUAGCUAAUUGAUAAUAACACUAUAACGCUGCAUGCGGAUCGAGAGGAAUUCAAAAUAGAUGCAUGCACAAAUACAUGUUUAGAAAUAUAGUGGUUUAGAAAUGCAUGCAUGAAGAAUCACCUCGCCUUCCUAGCAAAACCGUCAUAUGUUUAAAACAUGAAGUAUUUGAAGUAGUAAUAAUACCAGCGUAGGUACAUACUUGAUAAUAUUACACCAGCUAGAAAGCCGCGGCGGGAUUCAAAAUACAUGCAUACAGAAAUACAUAAGUGUUUGGAAUACAUGCACGCAGAAUCCCUUCGGAUUGAGAUGGAUUCAUAUUCAUGCAUAUUUAAAUACUUCAUGUCUGGAAAGUAUAGGGUUACUAGCCAGGUGAGGGGUGUCGCCAUGCAUGUAUUUCUAGUUCAGAAUGUCAAUUUUAAUGGUCUUGAAAUAUCUUCGAUUUUCAUUUGUAGGUCUUUAUGGAAUUGAAGCUGAUGGCGUUGACAGGAAGGACAAAUUUUCAUUGGAAAAAUCAUGGGAGAAGGGAAAAUUAAUAGGUAUGAAUUCAUUCAUUCUAUAUUCUUGUAAAAUUUAUAUAUACAAAUUGUACGGCCGAAAUUUUUCAUGUUAAUAAAAUAGCAUGCAUAUAAAUCAGAAAUAUUUGAUUUUGAGAUUUUGCUUCUUAAAUAGAGGAAAAUAAAGGAAAACCUGGCCUGGAAGAUAAAUCAAAUAAUGAGCUGUCUGCGCUUGACGGGCAACAAGUGAUGAAAACUCGUAUUAAAAGAUCCAUAAAUGGAAGUGGUAAGGUUGAUAACAUUUAAGGUAUGCUUUGUGCUAACUGACAAUUAACAAUUAUUCGCCGAAGGCGAAGUGAUUACCGGUAAAUAUUCGCCGAGACGAAGUCGAGGUGAAUAUUCACCGUAAUCACUGAGCCUGAGGCGAAUAAUUGUUUUAGUAUAAAUUUUUAAUGAAUAAAACAAAAUAUCCGAAAAUGAAUUCAAUUAAAUUUCAGAAAUAAAACAGUUUUCGGCCUAUUCACUAAUAGUGUUGCAGUGUUUCUUGUACGCACGCGCUUUCAAAAUGGCUUCUUGUGUGACAUUAUUGCUUUAUUAUACAAAGUUGUUUCUCUCGAAAUCUGCUUGGAAUAUAAACAACAACGGACUCUUUCACCAGACUGUUUAGCAUUAAUUUCUUCAGGAAAUGGCUGAGGAAUUUGGUAAAAUGGAAUGCAAAACUAUAUCGUUCGAAAUAAAGUUUUAAUAACACUUUUUAUAUAACUUUACAAGUUUCGAAAACACAAUUCAGCGGUCAGAACACCAUACAGCACAAUGAAAACAUGACAUAUCAAAAGAAAUAGUAUCCGCGUACAAAUUGGGAAUUCGAAAUCUAUAGCAUACAAAAUAAAAUGGAUUUUAAAGAAUAAAAUCACGGCAAGGUUUUUCCAAAAGUCGGGAAUAGUUGCUAUUUGUUUGAAGUGAAUGUUUCGGAGUUUUAAAUAAGUUUUAAAUUGACCGUGAAUAUGUUCGACACAGUAAAAUAAUAAAGGAAUCCUAGUUUUCAAGUUAAAUACAACAUUUUGUACUUCUUUCGUUUUCUGGGGACGAUUUUUGCAAUAUUUUGUCGAUUUUGAAACCAAAUUUGCCGAAUCAUGCUUUUUGAAAAACAUCAAUUACUACAGGUGGUAAAUAAUGUCUCAGAUUUUCUAGUCAACUAGCCAAUCAGAAUGCGCGAAAGCUCAAUUGAUAUACAAAAUUUAUACUAAUAAAUGAUUGUGAUUUUCUGGAAUGAAUUUUGUUGAUGUCAAUUGCCAGUUAUGCAUGCAGUGCUAGUCAAAAAGUCCUUUUGCGCGUUUAGUGAUUGAUACUGUAGCUGAUUUCUUGAAUGCACGUACAUAUUUAUGUGCCCUUGUAUUCGCAAUUUUAUGUUCAUAGCCGCCCCCCCCCCCCACCUUUUCCACCUUACAAUGUUGCAUAACAUUUCGAACGCCCUACACACAACGUUUUUGUACGGAGUUAGGGUAUAUAAAUAUGCUUUUUAAUUACGGUGAAUGUCCAAUUCAACACAGUGAUGUAAAGUGUGGCAAUAUUUUUCACGAAGACUGUGGAGAUGAGCCAAGACAAGAAUCUGUAGAGAUGACAAAGAACAAAUAAAUUAAAAUGCAUGCAAGAUUGGUCACCAUAGGCAAAUACAUAAAUAUUAUGUACGAAAUAGUUGCGUGUUUUAACAUCCUUUAAAAAUAUCUCAAGCGAAUUAAUCGAUUGGACUAUUGCAAUCCUUUCGAGACGAGUAGUUGCUAGUAGAGGAAAACGAAUAAAAUAGUAGCUGAACAUACAGAAAUACUACUAAUAAUGUGAUUUUCACAAACUUAGCAACGCAAUGGCCACAGAGUGUUAAGCUAUUUUGUUCCCUGCGAGGAAUUCGCUGGGAGUGUAUUCAAUGCUGCAGUCUAACCUUUUCAAUUUACCUUGUGAUAUGUACUACGCAUUGCCAAAUGUGCCAAUUAAUUAGGGUUUUUGGACUUGUAUAUAGCAAUCUCUUAUGUCUUUCAAAAUAUAUGUACCUACUGUAUGUAGUGUGUUAGAUUAAGGGUGUUAUAGACUCAUUGCGAUUAAAUUUAUACAUAUCAAAUAGUCUACAUUUAAAUCUUUUAUUGUUCAUAUAGGAAUGCAAAAUUACAAAAUAUCAAUAUACGGAAAGCAAAAUUGCAAAAAUUUAGCCUACACUGCUGUUUGAGAUUUACUGCACUAAAAUAAACCAAUCAAAUUCUAAUGGGUCAUUUGCAUUGCGACUGCGUAAAUUGUUUUUAUUCUCCUGAAAUUGAAAAUCCCUUUGUUCUCUUCGUCCGCACAGUAUGUGACGCAGUUGUUAUAGUAAGCACCUUUCACCUCUGAGAUCCUGAGUUUGAUUCACGCAAUACAGCUCAUACAUGUAAAAAGAGUCUGUCAACGCUCUGCCGAAAAUCGUGGGUUUUCUCCCGGCGCCCCUGUUUCCUCCCAUAGGUGCCCGUUGGCAGGGUGGGUUGGGAUAAACAUAGCUAUAGGAAAGCAAUGAUAAUAAUGUAAUGUAAUAAUCUAUGUAUCAUAUCAAACUGCAGGGACUGAUUCACUUGGCUUUAUUUUAUCGUUCUGCAAUGGACCUAAUAUUAACGGAAUAUAUUUUUUCCAGGAAGCUCAUAUCUUGUGAUCUGCGAUAAAGAUUUUAUUGAAGUUGUGGUUGAAAGGUCCGAAGUAAUAUCUUUGGACAUUGACAACAUUUAUCUUGAGGACGGUUUGUGUAAAGCAAGUUACAAUCAAACACAUGUGUUUGUGAAGACGAAAUUGAAUGAUUGUGGAACGAACUAUUCUGAAACAGAACAAGAAAUGUAUUAUAGCAAUGUGUUGACAGUAGCUGCUCCAAUCGCACCCGGGCCAGUCAUUACUAGGAAACAAUCAUUCCUGUUUAAUUUCAGAUGUGCAUAUAGCCGGUUAGUAACUGUCAGUGGUUUUAAAUUUACGCCUCCAAAGCAGGAAGUCAAAAUUAAAAAAAGUAAGUAACAUCAGUGAAGCACGACUGCACGAGCUGAAAGUGUGCGAUUGUUUAUAUACAUGUAAAAAUGUCUAUGUUUUAUACCGACUAUUUGAAAGACUGCAUGUAUUGUCGGUUUGGCUGGAAAAUAUGACUAAAACAUAUCAAAACCAAAUCUGUUUCAAAACUAAUUAAUUGUAUUAGUUGUAUUAAUUUCUCUUGACUUCGCAUCUGGAGCUAUAAAUUAGGUUGUUAAGGCCUAUAUAGGUAUUCAAAUUUACCCCAAAAUUUAACGGCAGCAGGGCCGCAGAGAGGGGGAGGGCGGUAGUGGAGAACUUUGCACCCAGCUCAAAAGGGGCCCACAAAUCAAGCAAGGUCCUUGAAAUUUCUUGACAGAAGAUAUCUUAUCAAUUGAAAAUAUAAAUCCUAGCUGUCUUACCAAAGUAACCUAAAAGAUAAGAAUCACACAUAAAAAAGAUAAACGAUAUAUUAUAUCCUAAAAAAUGUUUGGUUUUAAAUAAACAAAUCUACUUUCUUUUGAUUGUUUAUUGUCGGUAGCUGACUUUUGGAAUAUUCAUUUUAGGUAAUUUGGGAAACUUUACCGUUGUGAUGGGUUCGUACGCCGAUGACGGUUUCCUUUCGUCCACAUCCGAGCAGUAUCCAGCUUUUAAAAGUUUUGAAGACCGUAUCCACAUUGAGUAUGGUGUCAGCACCCGGAACGGGGAUAUCGUUGUAAGAGCCGAAACAUGCCGGGCGACACCGACUACCAAGCCAUUUGAUACACCUCAUUAUGAAUUCAUCUCUGAAGGGUGAGUUUUUCUGAACACAAGGGCUUGCGCAACAUUGAAUUUGGAUUUCUAGCCUAGCCAGUGGCGUGUAUGUUAAUCGACAGCUUCCUUUUAUUUUACUAUCUCAGAUUUACUAAAUUUGCGCAACGUCUUUGCAGCUCCCUUUGCAUCUGCUGCCAGAAUACGAAUGAGAUCUACAAUCUCUUGCAUGAGCCGUUGUUCUGUUUAUUGAAUUUAUCGAAAUCAGAUUAUAGAACUAUAUAUCGAGGUCACAACAUUACAAUUACAUUUAGCUCCAACAAGAGUACUGUUUUGAGCAUUUUAAAGUAAAAUAUUAAACAUAAGUGGUAUGUUUGAAGAAAAAAAACACGAUUUACCUCAACUGGGGAACUAGUAGCGCAAACACCUCUAGAUAGAAUCUCCCCGCUGUGGACUCAGAACACUUCUCUGAAAAGAGUCAACGCUGCAGCAAAAAUCGUGUGUUCUUUCCGGGUACUGUUGACAUGGUUGGUUGGGAUAUCCUUUGAGUAAACAGACCGUUCCGCCGCUGAUGUGCUCCGUAAUCAGACAUGAAUAGCAAGGUUGCUGCCAGGGGCGUGCUUAGUAAGCAUUCGACUGGAUCAGGUUCAGCUGCGUCUUUUAAGGUUACAGGACACCCUUUUUGGCGUUUCGUGGAAAAUCGCUACUGCGCGCUCAAUAUCAGUCCGAUUUUCAUCAAAUUUUCACCAGAUGUUCUCCAGUGCAUGCAAUAUAUGGCAAAGUUGUAAAAUUAACAAACAAUAAAAUAAUGUAAGAAUUAUUCAGGAAAAUCUUAAAUCGUGGUACCGUUACGGUUUUGAGUUGUGCUCCUGCUGGUUUUAAGUUAUAUUUAUGAAAAUAUCAUUUUUAUACAGUAAAAUAGUUGUUCUAAAAAAUUGUGUUCGGAAAUUUUUGUUUAUUUCGUCAUUCCGCUGAUAUGGCGAUUUCUUUGACGACUGCAAUAUAUUUCUGAGUUGUUUGAGUGAAUUGCUCUUUAUUUUUAAAAUAUCCAAAAUUUAAAAAAAGCCGAACACAAUUUUGAAACUGACGUCUUUAUUUGAGAAAAAUUGGUUGAAACCCGCAGGAGCACAACUCGUUUGAAAAUCAGUAAUUACCGUAAACUUUUUCGGGAGAAAAUUGAAUUUGAAUAUUACGUUUUCAAUGUUUUUCUUAUUGCAGCGAAAUGUAUUUUAUUAAAUAACUCUGCGAGUGUUCAAUAUUUUUCGUUCAAACUUGGUAAGAUAGUAGAACUAAUCUAAUGCUUUCAUGGAAACCAAUAAAAAAUUUUAGGCAAAAUUAACACUGAAAGGUGUUCUGUAACCUUAAUUAAUAAUUAAGGUUUGCUCUUACCUGCAAUUAAGGAUGACUAGCAAACAACCACAUAUUCUCUGAAUGUUAAUUUAUUUCUAGCUGCGAUAAAGACACGACCAUCACCCACCAUACACACGGUUUGUCGCCGCGUCAUGCAUUUAGUAUCAAAGUUUUCAGAUUCGUGGCCAAUCACAGCUUUGUUUACAUCCAUUGUGACAUAGGACUGUGUAACAGGAACAUAUCAGACUCGGUUUGUGCUCGAAAUACUACAUGUUCAAACAGAAAGCGUCGUGAGGCAUCGUCAUUUGAUGCUACUUACCGCACUUACCAACUUUCUAUUGGUCCUAUUAUGUAUCGGGAAAAGAUCAACAACGAAAACAACCAUGCAGGUUAGUCUUUUGAUACAUUUUUAAGUUUUAUUACUUCCAUAAAGGACACACUAAAGCCAUGUAAACAUGUAAGUUCCUUAAUUAACUUUCUUCCCAUUCCUGUUUCAUUUUAAUUUUGAUGUGAUCUGGGGUUGCUCCGCCACAGCCUCUUCGCUUUUUCGUCUCAGACUCUUUUGCCGAUAAAUAUUAAUUUACCCAUUACUUCCUAUCAAUUUAUCAACGAGUGUCCCCACCCCCACGCCAAACUCGCGCCACACCUAGCGCCGCUGGAACGCCCCAUGCAUAUAGGGAUAACAAUUAUAACAACUACUUCGAAAUUUCAGGAUGGAUGAACAGGAAUGAAUGAAUGAAUGAAUGAAUGAAAAACUUUAUUUUACGAGGGUAGCACAUAAUAGUGAAUUCACACUAACAAACCUGUGGCCCUCAGAUACAAUAAAAUAUUACAAUAAUACAUAUUAGAUUAACUAAACAAUAUAUACAUAAAUAAAAUUUCUAAAAUACAAAAUUAAUAGUUUGAAGAUAUUGUAGUAAAAGUAGUGAAAUGUUUAUGUUCUUUCUGAUAUUCUAAAAAUAUAUUAAUAAUAGACUGUUUAAAUGUUUUGGCUGAUGCAAUGGAUCUUAUGUUCAGCGGUAAACUGUUCCAAAGUUUACUUGUGCAUGUUGAAAACCUUUUACCACCCUCAGUUUCACGAUAAUAUUUCGGCGUUCUAAAUAACAGUCCUGCACCACGUGUGGAACGAGAGUGCACUUCGUUAUUCAAAACCAGCAAACUUUCAUAUAUUCUGGUCCCUCACCAUUAAUACGUUUAUGCGCCAACAUGCACCUCCUGAUAUCUGAUUCGACAUAAAAAGGAAUCCAAUUAAGUUGAUUGAAUGCAUCAAUAGACGGAUGCCGUGGUUCCAAAUUUAAAAUUAUUCUGGCGGUACGCUUCUGAAGCUUGAAAAGUUUCAAUAUGUUGUCUUGUCUACAAUUAGACCAAACAACACUACAGUACAUGAACAACGGCUUGAGCAUUGCAUUAUAGAACAAGACUCUUUCAGGAAUUGCAAGAUAUGAGCUGACUCGCUUCAAAAUUCCAAGUCGAUUUGAAAUUUUCUUUGAAGUAGAAUUAACGUGAUUAUCAAGCGACAGUUCUGAAUCAACUCCCACACCCAGAAGUUUAGCGUUACUCACUUGAGAAAUGUUUGAGCCAUUUGUUGAGCCAUUGUUUGAGCCAUGAUCACAAGGUUAUAUCUAAUGUGAUUUUGAAUUCCUUUCAACUUUAUUUUAGCAGACGAGACUGAAUCCAGUCCACUGGGAUCAACGAUGAUAGUCACAUUGAUUUGUGUUGCACUUGUUAUCGUGUUGUUAUUCAUAAUUGUCGUGCUUUUGACGAGAAAACACCGUGGAACAAAUCGCGUAACCUCACUUGAAGUGAAUCAUAUGCAAUGUCCUGCAGUUAAAAUGGAAGCAUCUGCCAAAGGAAGCAUCACCGAAAAAUAAUCUUGGUAUCUGUUAACAUUCAAGCUUAAUACGUGAUUGUAAUAAUUGAUUGUGUGACGUUUAUAUUUAAUUUAGUGGUCUGUACCUCUUUUACUCUUCUACAGAAGACGCUCAUUUGAAUUAUUUCUUUAAUUUCUUCAUUUCAGUAAACAAUGUUUGUAAUCCGUCCUUGUUUAUUAUGUAAUUUUAGCACGCGCAGCAACCAGCAACCAACAAGCCUGAAUUCGAUUCAAUGUAUCUUCUAUACGGUAGUGAUUUACUAUAGCUUUAUUUUUUAUUUGUUACAUGCAGCCAAUUAAAUUGCACAGUUUGAGACUCUACCGGAUUGGCGUUUAGCAAUGCAUGCAUUCACAAAAAUUAAUUAAGCGUUGCAAUUAUGACAUUAGUACAUUCAUGAACUGAAGAGUACUAAAUCGAUCAAACUUGUCAACUUUCCCUUCCCCAAUAUUCCCCGAGCUAACGUUGCAAGUUCCGACGAAUCUAAAGUUCGUCAGUAAUCGCAGGGGCGUGUAUCUGUUUCAUCGUGCGUGGGUGGCGAUCCUUACUGAUGUAAAAAAUAUGGCUGUUUACUUGGCGUGGGAUAAACAAACAUUUAUAUUUUCAAAAAUAAAUAUUUGGAAUAUUGUUUGAUACACUCAGCUUUCAAGCAAAUCUGCUUUGAAUAAAUAAGAGUGAAUUAUUGCUAGCCGGGGCAAGUUUGCUUUGACUGUUUAAUGUUUACGGAUUUUGUUGCUUUAGUUUUUUGCGUAAAGCAUACACAGCUUUCCAUUUCAAUACAGCUGUAAGUUUCGUAAAUUUGUUACCCUAAACGUAUUACUUAGUAUAUGCCACUGGGACCGUAUUUGAUCUAGAUCAACCGAAAUCGUGGAAAAUAAUAUUUGAGAAAUGCCUUUUUAAACGAGACAAGUGAACUUUACAAAAAACUGUUGCUUCCAGGCUCAUAUGAGCUAGUUUGAGUCUGCUUUAAGUUUAAAUGGAUUAGUUUGUUGUGUCUGUUUUAAUGCACCUUUUCGAUAAUUAAGUCAACCGGUCCGAUACUUUUUCGCCCUGGCUCUCAUGUAUAAAUCAAUACGAGGGAUAUGUUGGCUAAUAUUUCAUCGGAACAGGGCUGACACACAGGGCUCUCACGUACGCAGGCGAAGGAUUUGUGACGUGCUGUUGAAUGAGUGUAUCGUGUGUACGACAGUAGAUGCACGUAUGUUUUACAUCGUGCAUGUAGAUUGAAUGUGUAAACAAGGUCAUCAACGUAUUGGCUGACGCUGUGUUGAUGUUCCUGAGCCGUUUUGUUCUUGUGAUUGUUUUAGUAUUGUUGGACAGCAAAGCUUAAUAUAUAUACCUAAAUAUAAAUAAAUAAAUACCCUGUUUAGUUUAAAUUAAGAAAAGACUUAAGCUACGGAUACACGGGCAAUACUUUUCUGGCGAUGGCAAUGCCGCAAUGGUGGUAAAAUCGUUGCAUUGCCGUCGCGAGAAAGAAAUUGCUUGUGUGUCAUGCUCUGCGACGGCAACGCAAAGCUGCGCGAAAUCGUUGCCGAAAUUUCAAAUCAUUUGAUUUUCGGCAAUGGUUGCCGAAAAUUGGGAGGUGUGGUCAAGGAAGGUCAAGGUUGAUGAAUGACACGUUUCUUGACCAGCCAAUGAAAGCGUUAUGAAGACAUAUAUUGCAGGUGAAAUAUUGCAGGUGUAGCCACCUUGUGCGACGGCAACGCAAUGCUGUUAUCACCCAUUGCGUAACCAUCGCAGCAAAAAUAUUGCUCGUGUAUCCGAAGCUUUAAAAUUCAAAGGAGAGCAAAUUAAAUUCAACACCAAAUCUAAAUUACUCAAUAAUUUUAAAAUAUACAUGAAUAAAAUAAUUAAUUAAUAAGGCUUCAAAAAACACAACGCGGUAUUUAGGUCACAUGCAUGUGCAUACGUCUUGUAAACCGCAUUAAUUUCAAAAUCAGUAUCUAAUGUUUACAACAUGAGCUGCCGUGUUGUAUCGCAUAUUUGUAUCCACAAAUAGCAAUUUCCAAAUUCGUUAUUGUUCGAGUGACGGAUAGGAAACUCUCCUAAAACAUUACUGUUGGUUAGUUGGGCAAAAUUACAAUACACACGUGACGGUGAAGAACCAGAGUUAUGAAUAAACGUUGACUAACAUAGAUAAUGAGUCAUAUUGUUAUUCUAAUGAGUUUCGCAGACAUCUUCCCUUCGAUAGGCUAUGGUUACAGGUAUAGGGAUGUUUAUGAAAGUUACGAAUACUAAAUCAGAAGCCGAUAUGUUUAUGGAAGUUAUCAAUGAACAUUAAUUCAGAUUUUAAAUGCGCUGUAAUGAAGCGUGAGGUUGUCCCCUUGGAUAGUGAAUACUAUUAAAAUGAACAAAUAAAUUAAUUUUACAAGGACGUUAAAAUAUUCGCAACUGAUCUUCAUGGCAUUUAACAAUUUCUCGUGCAUGUGUAGACAAAAGCAACUCUGUUGUCAAGAGGAUAAACAAAUCUAAUCCACUUGCAUGGAAUUAUUUUAUGGACCUAGGAAGCAUCAAAAGAUAGGUGGGGGGGGGGGACACCUGUUCCAGGGGCAUCUUUGGAUAUGGAUCCUUAUCAAUCUAAAAAAAAUUCCCUGAAACAUUGACAACCGGGGGGGGGGAGAAAUUUUCCUCUCAUACCAUACCGAAAUUGCACUUUUUGACCAAAUUUUUUUUUAAAAAACAUCGAAAUUUCCAAACAAAAAGGGCACCUUUGACGUUAAUUUCAAUGAUUUGGAUUCUUUCGGAUACCCAAUACUGUGCAUAUAUAACAGGAUUUUGGGCAUCUCACUCGGCAUAACUAUAACUGUAGAUCUUUAACGGAUGUUCUUUAAUGGUAAAUUUUGACAUUUAUUAGACGACGUCUAACCAGGAACAGUUGCGAAAAAUGCAACUAUCGACCCUCUGGCAGUAAUCAACCUGCGGCCCUCCGGCGAUUCCGCGGUGGAUGAUAAUAAAUGUACUAGAAAAUACAUGCAUGCAGAAACCAACAACAACAGCAACAACAACAACAACAACAACAACAACAACAACAACAACAACAACAACAACAACAACAACAACAACAACAACAACAACAACAACAACAACAACAACAACAACAACAACAACAACAACAACAACUAUUUAAUCCAUAAAUAAAACAUACAUACUUACACAUAAAAUAAAUUUGCAAUACCUAGGACACUGACUUCCCAAAAUAACCACAAAGCUAAAGAUGCUGGGAAGCCAGUUUACAAGUUGAUUACUAAAUUACAUAAAGCACUCAUACAAACAUAUAGCAAAGAUUACAAUUAUACUGUAUGUACACACAAAGACAGACGACUUAUAUAAUACAAAAACAUGUACUGGAGUUUUUUUUUGUUAUUUUUACAAAAUUAAUAUUUACUUAUAAAAUCUUAAUUGUUUUAUAUAUUUUUUGAAUUUUUUAAAUGAAAGAGACUUAACAUGAAAAUCAAUUGCAUUCCAAACUAUAGGUCCUUGAAAUCGUACGUUGAAUUUACCAUAAUCUGUUCUUAUUUUUGGGAGAUAGUAAAACUGUAUAGCCAGUGAACGUGUAUUAUAAUUAUGAACAUUUUCCACUGGCGUAAAAAACAACUCAAAGGCAGGAGGUAACAUCUGAUGAUGAAAUUUAAACAUAAUUGUUAUAUAGCUAGCGUGAACACCAAACGUGAUUGGCUGAUUUGUUUGUCACGUGACUUCAGAUAAAUGCAAUGUUUCCCGCCGGGCAACAAGUGAAAAAUUGUUGCCCGCCCCGAGCCCCCGACCGGCCACGUACAUAAAUAAACAAAAUGGAGGCACAACUCAGAUAGUUAGAAACUACGAUUUUCCAAGUUUGUGUUCAAAUAAAGAAUAUAAAAGAGAAGAAAAAUACACAACAGGCAACAGGAUAUGCUGCUGAAACCGUUUAAGUAGGUUCUUUUAAUUUUAAACUCGUUUACACUAUAGAGUUUUCGUCACGAAAUACAAUUGUUGUAUGAAUUUUGUUGAAGUUGAUUUUUGUUCGUCGCUAUAUAAUAAAACACUUAAUGCCUGUUCCCUUGGGAAAUAGUUAGUUUUGUUUUCCCUCGAAUCUUAAUGUUUCCCUCGACUUCGUCUCGGGAAACAUUGAGAUUCUCGGGAAAAAAAACUAACUAUUUCCCUCGGGAGCAGACAUUAAGUGUAUAAUAUUGCAAUAUGUAGGGUGACAAGAUCACACAGGUUUAUAAUCUUCAAUGAUUUAAAUAUUGGGCUAGAGUGCUCAUCGAAUUUAGAAAAAGUUAUAAUGCGGAUAGCCGUUUUUUUGCAACACAAAAAGUGGCUGAAUAGUUGAAGGAUAAGUAUUUCCCGUAAUUAUCGAGAAUAUUACAAAGGGAUAAACCAUAGCAUAACACAUAGUUAUCAAUGUAUUAGUACUAACAAAAUAGCGCAACUUAGAUAGGACACCAAUGCUUCUCUUAAUUUUUUUGCUAUAUAUUCAAUCUGAGGUUUCCAGCAGAGUUGUGAAUCAAUAAGAACGCCUAAAUACUUAAUGCAAUUUUUUUGUUCCAAUUGAAUAUUAUUCAGGGUUAACUGAAUGUUAGAGUGUAACCUUCUCUGAGAUGGAUGGGAAAUAACAAAGUUUGAUUUUUCUAUAUUUGAAGACAACCGGUUAGCACAAAGCCGAAUGUAAACCUUAUCUAUAACUCUUGGUUUAGGUUAGAUUCUAGAUUUUCUAAACUUGCAUUUUUAUAAAAUAAGUUGGCAUCGUCAGCAAAUAAAUGAACGUCAAAUAAAGAUUAAGACUGAUGAAAAUCGUUUAUAUAGAUCAAAAACCAUAUUGGACCAAGAACAGAUCCUUGAGGUACACCGCAGGAAAUUGUUGAUGGGUCAGAACUUAUGUUAUUUAUUUUAACUAUUUGUUGUCUAUCAGAAAGAUACGAGGUGAACCAUUUACUUGCUAAUCCUCUAAUUCCAUAGUAAUUCAACCUUUCUAUUAAAAUCUCAUGGUUUACUGUGUCAAAAGCUUUACUAAAGUCCAAGAAGAUUCCAAGCGAAUAAUCAUGUUCAUCAAUAGCUCUUUGUAUUUUAUCAGUUAUUUUAAGAUUAAUGGCAUAUUCUGUUGAAUAAUUUCUACGAAAACCAAAUUGGUUCGCAUAAAACACGUUUUUCUUCUUGAGGAAGUCAAGUAAACAGUAACACAUAAGUUUUUCUAAAAGUUUAUUGAAAACAGAAAGAACGGAAAUUGGUCUAUAGUUACAAAGGCUGGAUGGCGAAUCCUUCUUAUAUACUGAUAUAACAUUGGCUAUUUUAAAACUUGUUGGAAUAAUUCCUGUCUCAAAUGAAGUGUUAAAUAAAGUUGCUAAAGGCUCGGAGAUUGCAAAUUUAAGGAUUUUGAGAAUGUGAACAGGUAUACUAAAUGGGCCGGCGGCCUUGCCAUUUUUAAGCUUGGAAAUUUCAGUCACAAUUUCGUCACUAGUUACUCGGAACAUAAAAAAGCUAUUUUGUACUGGGGUUUUUAAAUAAUCUAGAGGCGAGUUUUGAACAUUAAGUAUUACAUUAGAUAGAUUAUUACCUAUAUUUGAGAAGUAAUUAUUGAAAGCAUUAGCAAUCAUCUUUGGAUCAGUUAUUAGUUAGAAACCCUCGCCAUACUGAUAAAACAUUAUAUUUUCUGAAUAUGAAGAGUUGAAAGUAGUUCUCAUGGUAACACGAUAAUUUUAAGAAUAGUUUUAAAAGUGAAAAAGCCCCCCAAAAUAUCACUUUUAAUAACAAAAUUAUCAAUUUCCCAAACAUAUAUAUGCUAGGUAUGUUAUUAUAAGUAAUAUAAGCUUCAAUUUAAUGUAAAAUUCAACCACAAAUGCUUCGCAAAACGUUUUAAAAUCUUCUUAGAACUGAACGGCCUUUUAUCGAAGUAAUGGUAAACAUUGAGUUUGAAAUAAACUGAUUUCAAAUUCUCGCAUGAAGAAUUAUAACUUUGCUUUCCUCUUUAUUUAAAGACCAUGUAAUGUCCGUUCUGCGCAAGCUUACAUUCCAAUGGUCGGGACCCGACCGUUGGAAUGUUAGUAAUAUUUCGUAUCUUUUGAACUUUCUCAAUUGAAUCUCUAGUCUGUAUUCAUUUACAAGCAUAGCGAACGAGAAGAGUGUUAAAAAUUCAGUAUAAUAUAUAUCUAAUCCUAUUUUAUAACUGUAGCACUGAGUUCAAAAUGUAAACAAAGCGUUUGUUUACAUUACGGACUUUACAUGGUCUUUAAAUAUUUUAAUAUGCAAAAGAAAGGGUAAUUAAUAAAACUACACUGAAAUUAUAUAUAUGCUGUCUUUUUUCACUUAUAUACGCAACGACGAGCGCAACGGUAGUAUAUCAGUUCGAUUAUCGCAGUAUCGCCCAUCACUAUAAGUUAUAAAUAUAUAAAUUAUACUAAAACAAACAAUACAUCAAUAUUUAUAACAAACUUCCCAGUCGGCAAAAUGACGUUUAUCCAACGUUGAAUCAACGUUGGAAAUGACCUUCCAGACGUUGGAUAGACGUUGAAAAAGGGUUAACUAUGCAAAUUGGAUCGACGUUACUGCUUCGACGUUGAAACAACGUUGAAAUUAGGUUGCCAAUCUCGUCAACCAUAAUUCAACGUUGAAUCCACGUUAAAACAACGUUGAGAUUGGUUCACAAAUCGACGUCGUACAUUUAACCAUGAAUGAACGUUGAUUCAACGUCUGUUGGCUGCUGUUGAACCAAUGUUUGUAAAACAACGUCAGAGCAACGUAGAUAUUAGGUUGUCGACGUCGCAACCUUUUUUCUACCAAAUUUCAACAUUGAAACAACGUCGUGUGCCCGGUGGGUUACCUUUAUUAACGUUGGCGACUUUGCUCCAUUCUUUUAGAAGUUUUUUGUACGUUUUUUGGCCCUCAGAAAGGUUUUGAAAUUUUCAAAAUCUUGCAAAAAUACAACUUGAAAGAAAUGUUUGUUAUUUCGCUGUCGUCAAUGCAGUCGUUAUAAUGCCAAUUUCAAAUUUGACCAAUCAGUGUUCACUAUUCACAACAGUUCGCUACAUAGUUUGAAAUCAGUGAGGAUGACCACCCAUGAACGGUGAGCCGGUUUCAGGGUUAUUAACCAAAAGAAAUACUUCGUAUUCGUAGAUUUCAGACACAGUAUAGAGUCACUGGACAA
Paramuricea clavata is the source of this 48908-nucleotide messenger RNA. The record is from the annotation of a GenBank genome assembly. Lineage: Eukaryota; Metazoa; Cnidaria; Anthozoa; Malacalcyonacea; Plexauridae.